GUUCUCCACAGAGUCCACACACAAAUACUAUUGGAGCCAGACACAGAAAGCGCGCCGCUACCAGCCCAUGCUGCACCAGACAACAACGCUUUUGCUACUAAACAAGACCUGCAAAAUUGGGUGCAAGACAUCAAGAAAAUGCUGGCCACAGAUGUGGGAUCACUUAAAAUGGACUUGCAAAACGUAACCGACCGGGUGACAGAGGAGAACAUCAUGGAAAUUCAAACUGAAAUGACACAUGUGAAAGAUGUAGUACAACAACUGCAGACCACCCAACAAGAGCUUUCCCUGCAAAUGUCAGCCUUUGAAGACCAUGCAACAACAUCAAAAUACGUGGGGUACCCUCCGACAUCUCAGCUGACACACUAUGUGAGGAGACUCUUUGCUACCAUCUUGCCACCAAUGGCUGCCAGAAAAUUCACCCUUGAUGGGCUGCAUCGACUCCCAUUCUUACCUAACUUGCCUAACACAGCCACCAGGGACGUCAUCCUUCGCUGCGCCACCUCUCAGGAUAAAAACCACAUAAUGUUUGCAAUUCGUGGCAAAACACCCCAGGUGUUUGAGAACGUACAAUUCUUCCAGGACCUAACUAGGGCCACGCUCCCAUUGUACAGCGCUACGGCGCUAUAUAAAUAAUAUAAUAAUAAUAAUGGCGCCGUUCUCUGAACUACCUCACAAGCCAACUGCGCACCGCUGUGCUUAAAUUGUACAAUUCCCACUGAAGGAUGUGCAGUAUAUCUCUUGGUCAGAAUUGGUAGUCCCAGGAGUAUGUAAUACAAACAGAAAUGAAGACUACAUAGUGUAGUAUGUUUGGAUAGUAUAAAUUUGCAAGUAGAAAAUGGAAUUGCACUCACAGGAAAUAGAGCCUCUAAACGUCUCUUGUGUGAUAGCGUGAAGUGGUAUGAUCUCCACUCUAGAAAAAUUGGUUGAUAUAUAUAUGAAUGUAUGCAUAUUAUGCUGUUUUGAGGAACGAUCCAGUGAUUUAUUCUUUAGUAAUGCUAAAAUCUUUUAAUGGACUUGGAUAUUAGAUGCUCUCAUGUUGCAGUUUUGCUGCCACACAUUCAUGACCAAAUAAAGGCUAGUCCUGCCGAUCACACCCCAUGGGAGAUAUCUCAAGUUAUGCAACCAUGUUAGUAGGUAUCUCUGACUCCAUAAUGAGAUAGCCCAACAGGUUUAACCUGGUGUAAUUUACCUAUUUUUUAAGUGUGUUACCAUGGUACUACCCAACCUGUCAGUUUGCACAGCCUGCAUACACAUUGUACAGUAUUAUUACUCAUCGACUGACAUAUUUCACCUGAACAUAAUUCUCUUACAAAAAAUUGUGCAGAUUUCUCAUAUGUCAUGACUCAAUGCUUAUUUUUAAAUGCUUAAAAUGGCUUGUUCCUGUCCUUAUGGCUCAACAAUCAUGUCUGUACCUCUCCUAAUCAAUAAAAAUAAAGAAAAGAGAUAUUAGCCCUUCAGGCAUUAUCUAUAGAAUCUUAGCGGCAGGAGAAUCAUGUAAAAAGUAAGGAUCUGACAGUUCUAAGAGGGAAAGGUACACGAAUUUAGUCCAUCUGGUGUAACCCACCCAUCUUGCAUCAUAUACCCUGUUAGACAGAACUCUCUGUAUAACUGUAUCUGUUACACUGAGCUACAAGCAGGACCAAGGACCAUUCAUCAGCAAUUGGACAGCUCCUCCUACAUUCCAGCUCCCACCCUCAGCCCUUACAAUCUUGCCUCCUAUUCCUGCUCUGUCUGCUGCCUUCCCUUUACAUCCCUGCUUCCCUCCUGUCCAGAUUCCUGUGGAUGGCUGCAACACAUCUACACAAAUGGGAGCUGACUUCUCUGUUCUUUAGGCUGGUUAAUUUAAAUCAGAAACAAUCUACGUGACUGCCAUCGUCCAUCCCUGCAUCUCCAUUUGCUAUUCUUUGAAUGGUUCGUGGAGGUCAGGACCAGUGGUCUCUGACUAAUACCCCCCCUUGCUGGUUGUCAUUACGUUGCUACCUCUGGGAAGAUGUUGGGGAAGGAUUACAUGCUAGCAAUUAUUAUCGUUAAUUAUGACGGUAAGUGGAUUUUAUGCUGCAGUGAGGUGAUCUCUUUACAUAUUUUUCCAUGUGAACCCUCUAGAGGACUGGGGACCUGCAGGGAGUUUGAGUUACAUCUUACUUUAAGGUAUUAAAGGCAUGGGAGCAUUACAAGUUAGCAGUUUCUUUAUAUUAAUAAAUCCUUACAUGAUGGCUUCCUGAUUUCUAAGGUAACAUGGAAAAAGAAACCCACAGUGUACAGAAAUGUAUAUAAACAAUGUUGUCAUUAUCAACCACGUUUAAGCCUGUAUAAACCAGGUAACCUAUUUACAGACAUCAAUAUACUGAUACUCUCCUCCUAUUUACAGUUAAAGAGUCAAUCAAUAAUUCAUUAGAGCAGAUUAGCACUGAUAACCCCAUGCCAAACAACAGGAUCAUUGUGUUUGGAUUUGUAAAGCAGUUCUGGAUGUGAAUUAGAGUUUGCCUUGCUGCGUAAAAUGUAUUUCCCCCUUUAUUUAAAGCAAGUGAUCAUAGCAUCAGUAUGGUGUUUAGGUACUUCAGAAUAUCACCACAGGCCCCCAGUGAGGGGACUUUGUUUUCAAAAAAUGAAUUUGCACUAAGUAUUACAAAGUAUUUUAUUUAGAGAUUCUGCAUAAUUAGUUCUAUACAGAAAUGGAAAGUACAGAAAGUAUUUAAUGUGACACAGUGGUACUCAUGUCUAGUGCAAAAAUGUAUAAGGGUAUAUUUAGAAAUAGAUUGCAAUUGAAUGCAGCUCUAAUAUCUAUCUCUCUAAGUUCACUUGUUUUAUAGGUAGUCUUUGCAAUGUUCCCAAUAUGUUUUGUUGUGCUGAAUUACCUAUUGACUGUACAGGCUCCUGUUGAAUGGGCUUUGCAUCUGGUCACAUCACAGCUCAGUGCACUUGGCUAGAGCAAUAGGCAGUCAGAAUGGCACCUUACAGACUAAUGAGAUUCUGGGUUGCUGUCAAGUCUUCAUCUUAGAAAGUCCUGUGCUGCUAAUAAUUUAAUGUACUUUACGCAAUUAGAUGCAUGUGUACUCGGAGGGGUUAAUACACCAAAUGUAUUAAAGUCACACCUGAAAAUGAGCAAAGUAUUAUUACAUUAUUUACAAGCUUUUGUCAUCUUCUGAUGUAAGCCACAACUGUGUUAUCUCUCCACUAUAUGUUUAACCCCUUAAGGACACAUGACAUGUGUGACAUGUCAUGAUUCCCUUUUAUUCCAGAUGUUUGGUCCUUAAGGGGUUAAAAGUCAUGAUGCAUGCCUAUUUUUUUGCCCAAUAAAGUGGCAUUUAAUAGUCAUCAGGAAGCAGCCAUUAUUGUUAUCUGUAUAGUUUCUGGUCACUGACUGUGUUUUCAAAUCUAAAUAGAUUUUGAUAUUCUCAGAACACCUAAAGUGUACUGUUUGGCCUAUAAUAUUAUUUUAUUUUGUCUCUGUGCAGAUCAUCUCAUUAUAUGCUUCAUGUUAAAUAACACAUAUUCUUACAAAGUUGUAACACAUGAAUUUUAAAUCGUUUGUGUACAUAUUUGUAUGUGCGUCACUGGGCUCUUUACAUAAAAUUAGAUCUUGUACGAUGUUGCUGACAUUUUAAACAAUUGUACAUCAUGUUUGUUCUUUCAUGUUAAGUCAUCUUCAAAGUUAAAGAGAUACGCCUCCUUUAUCUGGACAAAUUGCUUGCAUAUUAAAUUAUAGCUUAAUGAAACAAAAUAGCCUGGAAUUAACCCUUAAUCCCCCCCCCCCCCAUAUUUAUUGUUUUUAUUCAAUUUACCCUGUAUCCCCUAAUUUGUAAUGUAAUAAAUUAAUGAAUACAAUUUAGUUUUUUUAAUUUGCAGUGUUUUAGCUGGCAGACCAGAUAGAAGUUCCACCUAUUAGAAGUCCUUCAUUCGAGUCUGUAGGGCAGGGUUGUCAAACAUGCGGCCCCCCAGAUGUUGCUGAACUACAACUCCCAUGAUUCCCUGGCUAUCUGUUUCAUUGAAAGAAUCAUGGGAGUUGUAGUUCAGCAACAUCUGGGGGGCCGCAUGUUUGACAACCCUGCUGUAGGGUCUGAUCUUGUCCCAUAUACUCUUGCCCAGCUGGAGUAUAUGGGGUAAGUAGAUAAUCACCAGGUGCAUGUCCACUCAUCAUACAGGAUAAGCAGAACUGCUUUAUUAGCUAAUAUCUGGUAUACUGACAGUGCAGCCCACUUAGAGUCUAGUCUGAACACACAACCACACACUCAAAUUGUUCUAGUACACUACAUGUACAACUGUGACUGAUCCAAAACCGAAAAAGUGAAACCAAAACGCGAAAGGUUUUUCUGAUCAGAUCCAGGGGGUAGGCUUAUUUAUAGCUUACAGCAAAUGUGUUGUUUUUUAGAGAGACCCUUUAAGGUAAGACAGGCAGUUAGAAAUUCCAAGGUAUACAGCAGUAGUGUUAUAUGUAUAUAUAUAUAUAUAUAUAUAUAUAUAUAUAUAUAUAUAUAUAUAUAUAUAUAAUCUGAAAGGGUUAAUGCGCUGUUAAAUAAUAACUUUUAGUAGGCAUAAUAUAGAAGACCUUAGCAACCUGUUGAACACCUCUAUAAACACCUCCAUAAACUAACACUCUUGGGAAGGAGUGUGAAUGAGUCAUAUUAAAAAUUCAACAACUGAGCUUCAAUUCUGUAAAUUAUUUCAGAGUGAAAAUUGGUUUAAAUGAAAAACUAGCUAUAAUAGUUUUUCAAGUGUUGCUUUUGUAAUGUACCCACAAAGGUGAUCAUUUUACUGUUGGGGCUUGUAAAUAUAUUUUGUUUGCUGCCCCUGGCUACCAACCGCCUGUUACUUACCUUCAAAGGAGAAGGCAGUCUUGUGGUGUCCCCAGUGGUCUAGCACGAGAAACAAACUUCUCAGUUAUGUACUCUUAUUAUGUGUUUUGCUAUAUGAGAAAAAGAUGGUGUAGGACAUGAGAAGGCAAGUUUCGGCACUCCAAAUUUUGUGGACAACUCUUCCCUGACGUUUUACCAGCAUUAUGGUUGUAAGAGCAUUAAGGGAGAUGUAGUCCACAGCAUCUGGAGUGUUGAAGAUUGCUUACUUUUAGUACAGGAUAGGAUAUAACAUCAACCGGGCCACACAUUUCCUUCUCCCCCAUGAUCUCAGGGUUUUAGUUACAACUGUUCCCCUUACUAACCCAGAAUUCAUUUUGGUAAUAUGUAAUUAGACAAAAUAUAACUUUGAAUGACAUAAUGUGUUAUUUUUUUAAGCCACACAGGGUAGAAACUUUGAGUUGUUUAUGGUAUGGCAGAAUCACUCUUGGUACUGACUGGUAUUUAGAACAAUUUAGUAUAUUUUACCAGUUAAAAGAUGGCAUCCAGUGGCAUCACUAGGGAGUGCUGGGGAUGCCGUCCACACCUUGUGACACCAUCAGAAAGGGUUUGCAAAAAAAAAAAACAAGAGUAUAAUGCACACACUAAAAAAGGGGGAAUACUUCCUGCAGGGUGCUCCAGAAAAGGAGACAUCAAAUGGAAGAAAAUAAAUACCAGGCACACCUGAGGUUUCUUCUAAAACGCAGUCUUUUUAUUUGGAACAAGAAACUGGAGACAACAUUUCGGCUCCUCUCUGAGCCUUUAUCAAGUCUCACCAUCGGGGGCGGGAGGGGGGGUGAAACCAGGGCCGGAAAACUGAAAAAAAUCAUUGUUGGCCACUCUGUCUUGGGCCUGUGUGCUGGCUGGUCCUGCUGGGGUCCCUAUGCCUCUGCGCUUCCAACCAGCUGCUGUAAGUCCAGCGCUUGAGCAUGAACCAAUCCUUGUUGCAGGCACGGUUUGCUUGGGUGACUUGGUAUCCUGCCUCCAUAGACUGAUCCCUUUCUACUUCCGCACAGCUAGUACAGAAAUGCUGAAAGAUAAUGGUGGGUGUUAUUAUGUUGUGUAUGUAAAUUGGUGUGUGUUAAAUUUGUGUGUUUGUGAAUAAAUUGUGACUUUGUGUGAACUGGUGUGAGAGUGUGUAAGUGACAUUAUGUGAAUAUGCCAAUGAGGAUUUUUGUAUUAGGAUUCUUUAUGAUCUGGCACAAGAGGACAUUAUGACCUACCACACUGGGUGACACCAAAACAAGUGAUGCCACUACUUGUUAACACCAUGAACGAAUGUACAAAAUAUAUCAUAUAAAAUAUUAUAAUAUAAAACAUCCAAACAUAUUCUCCAGGAAAAGGAAUCAGAUUAGUAAUAUGUGGUGUGGGCUAAAAUAGGGAUAACAGUGCACAAAAGAAGUGUAGUGACCAACACGGAACCAAGAACAUUAUUAUUUGUCCAAACUGUUAUUUUACUUUUUACAAGACUCUCUAAAUUCAAAAUACAUCAACUACGGAACUCAACAAUUAUGAAUUCAUGGUUUAUAUAUGUAAUGCCACUUGCAGUGAUAUUUACUAAAGUGGGAAUUGACAGGAAUUCUAGAUUAAUUCAGUGAAUUUCAAAAUUCAGGCCAAAAUAUCUGAUUUAGAAAAAAUCUCCAUGCCAAAUCUGUGUUCAGUUUGAAUAUAUUUGCCUUACAUUUGAAAUUCAUUUCGAAACCAACAUUUCUUUCUUUUAUGUCUUAUUAUUACAUAAAGAAAUUUUGGUCAACUACAGCUGCUUUUUUAUCAGUACAGCAUAGGUAAAAUAGAUAGGCUGUGCUACUGUUGUAAUGCUAUCAUGCUGGCAAAUAAUGAUCAAAAUUAAUGAUAUUGUCAACAACAAGAAUCCUACGUAUUCAAUAUCAGAAUAUAGGGAAAAUUGUGAUAUGCAGUAUAAGAUAGCUAUAUAUGCUAAUAAUUAGUCACCACUCAGGUCUCAAAUAAAUUUUUGGUAUAGACUCUCUCUAUAAUGACACAAGUGAGCUAAAAAAAUAUAAGACCAGGGAUUAAUUGAAAGUUAAUCUCUUACAUUAAUGCCUGUUCUCAGUGUUCUUAUAAACUUUGUUUUGGCUUAUGUGCAUAUUAUUAGGGUCUUCCUAAGACAAUAUAGUAUUCCAAAUGCGGAACCCAUGCUCAUUCUGCCUAAACGAUUCAAAGAUAUACUUCACCGAUGAAGUCCAAAGAAGGCCAAAACAACUGUCUAAGGUUGCAGCAUCUUUUGUGCAAAAGGAAACCUGCUGGCAUUUUGAAACUGGACUGCCCUAAUGGAUAAGAUCAUUCUAAAAUAUGACUGUGUAGCUUAGCUAUUCUUGGUAAUGGCAUAAGUGAGCUAAAACUUGAGACCUGAGUGGGGACUAGCCAAGGACAAGUCAUCUUUUGGACACUUUUGGAGUCAAGUAAAACAUGAAACGUUAGGUAAAAAUACAAAAUAGUUGCAAAGAAUCCAAACCACAAAAUCUUGUUAUGUAGUAUGUUUUCUAAUGCUGUAAUAAAGUUUAAAGCAAUGAUGUAUCAAUAGUGAUAUCAAAACUUGCAGGCACGCAAUCAAUAUCACCAAAAAAACAUUUUCAUUAUAAAUGCUAUAAAAUCCACUACAAGCAAUUCAUAUUUUCUAAAAAAAAAAAAAAAAAUGAAGAUAGAUAAAAACAAGCUGGGAUUUUUGCAGGUAACAACCUAAAAUCUAUGACUCAGUUUUAUUUUUCAUAUGACCUGCACCUUCCUUUUCCUUCUACUUAAAAGGAUACUCUAAGCACCAAAACAACACUGUAGGCACCCAGACCAUUUCAGCCCAUUGAAGUAGUCUGGGUGCAAACUCCCAUCACCCUUAACCCUGAGCAUGUAAUCAUUGCGUAUAUGCAGCAUGCCCUGCUUAGGAGUUCAAUCACAUUUGUUUCCGUUUAUGCAUCCCUAGCCACACUUUCUCUGGCUGUAGCUCACACAGCCAACAUGAAAAAAAUGGUUUAAUUCAAUCAGUAGAGUAUGUUUACUUUAGAAGUUUUAUCUUCUGCAGAGGACUAUUAACAGAGCAAAAUAUAUGAAAUUCUCAAUUAUACAGACAGAAAGUGCAAUAAAGGAAGUUUGAACAUUAGAUCUCUUUUUACAGGAAAUGUGCAGGGAGACGGUAUAGUUUUUAUGCAGGGAGGUGUAACUAGGACUGCAUAAACAAAGUGAAUUAACUCCUAAAUAGCCGAGAACUAAGCAGUGAGACUGUGGGGGCUUGAUCUAUACAUCAAAACUGCUUUAUUAAGCUAAAGUUGUUUUGGUGCUUAUAGUGUUCCUUUAAGAUAUUUUGUCUAGUACAGGCUAAUUAAUGCUGUGUUCUGCAUCAUUGCAAUGCACCAUGCAUCAAGAGGUGUGCCAGCUUUCAUACAGUUACUCCAUGUCUCAUACUUAUGGGAUCUUCUCAGUCGGCUGUUGUGCUGGGAGUGAACAUGAGAAAGGUUGACAUACGCAGCGUCACAUUUAUUAUUAUUAAUUAUUAUUAUUGGCAUUUAUGUAGCAGAAAAUUAUUCUGUAGCAGUUUAUAAUUUAUAGUAUUCUGUAUUGAUUAAAAGAGCUUACAAGAUCACAAGCAGUAUUGUACAUGUCACAGCUGCUGUCAACCAGCUUAUUUUUCCCCAAGUCACACUGUGUACAUGCGAGCUGUCUCUCUGGUAUGGUCUGAAGGUGGAGUUUCUGUUGCAUAGUCUGUCAUGGCAUAGCGAUGAGUGCCUAGGGCAGAACUGUUCUUUCUUUUAGUGGAAAAAGGAAGGGACAUGACAUAAAGUAAAAUCCACACUCUCAUCGCUAUACUGCUGCCAUCAUUGUAGAAUUCUAAGGCUGAGAAGGAAGUCACAGUGCUGCAGUGGGCACUCACCAAUGGACAAUCUAUAAAAAAAUCCUGUGGGCAGCCAGCCUGGUCACAUCGUGGUUGUGAGUUGGUUACAGAGUUUUCUGAACAACACAUGUUUCCUACCCCCUCUCUGCAGCACACAUCACACAUCACACACCCCUGACAGUGGCCACUGUGAGAAUAACCUUCUUACCUUGCGUUCUGCACUGCAGUAAUAAUAAUAAAUAAAAUCACCAGGUAUGAUAUCAUAUCUAGCAUCUUCCAUCGUUACGUCAAGUGCAGUGUUGGGGAGCAGGGAAAACUCCCUCUAGCCAGGCCACUAGGCAUUGUGGUGCCUGAUGAAUACAUGACGAAGACCUUCCCAUCUAAAGGAAAGGGGAUGAGAUGAAUACAUUAGGGGUGCCACCAAAUGUAUCCAUCACAGAGCUGCUGGCUGGAAAGAUCCAUUACUCUAUACCAUGUUAUGUUUUCUAUGAUUAAUUGUCAAAUUGGGAAAUAACAACAUAUUCUAUACAAGCCUGUAUUUUCAUUUCAUUGGUUAUAUUUAGUUUAACAGUUGUUUUCUUUUUCUCUCUGUGCCUUUUUCAAUAUGUCUCCUAUCCACUGGCCAAUACUGGUAGAGCCAGUUUGGUACCGUGAAUUGUUAAGAUGUACAUGGGUUAAAUUUGUUUUUACAGUAAAACACAGUUCUUUCUUUGCAGCUGAGUAUCUUUUUAUUUUUUUUUUUAUUUUUUUUUUGGAGUCACCAAUCAGCUUACCCCUGGAAACGUGCGCUCUAGCACGCAAGUGCAGUACUAAACCCUGAAACACUCUGUAUAUUGACUAUAAUCCUGCAACUAAUAGCCUACAUUUUCUUGAUUAAAUCCUCUACACAGCCGGCCUGUCAGCAACACAGGGGAGAUUUAUACCCUCCUCAAAGUGUUGUGCUAAAAUCAUAUAAAUUGUUACUUUAUAUUAGAAAAUCUAUAAUUUGACUUAAACCAAAUGUUAUGCUUAUUUUAGAAAAGGGUAUAAUAAAGAUGCAGGGUUCUAUUUUUUUCUAACCCCUAUGAAUGUUACUAUUUUGAUAAACUACAAGUGAAAUGCAUUAAUAUAAUUAUGCAAAGACGCAAGGACCUCGAUUUAAUAUUUUUAGACAAGCUUUUCAAAUGAAUUAAUAUUAUGAAAAAUAUCUUUUUUUAAUAUUGCGUUAUUUUUUUAUAUAGUGAUUUUUUUAUGAUAUAUUACUUUUUUUAUACUUUAAUAUGUAAAAUUUUAAACAUUUAUCAAAAAAAAUUAAACUAUUUGGAAAGCUUAUUGAGGCCUAAAAGUCCAUUAUUCUGGUAUUUCCACAAUUAUCUUCUUAUUUUGCUCUCAGCCUGUCUAGCUGUGUACAGCGUUGUGCCUGUUCAUUGGGAAGAUAGCUUCAGAAGUUGACUUGCUCCAGUGCAGUUGGCAUCUGUUUGCUUUAUGCCAGUCCUGUCCUUUCAGUUGUUGAUCAUACUUGUUCUGACUGAGCAGUGACUAUUACUGUCUAUAUUAGAAACAGCUGAACCAGCCUUUUCCUGGAUAUGAGCAUUGUGUAUUCCAGUUCAUGUUAUAUUAGUUGCUGGACUGCCUGUUCCUGAGUACGCGAUAGGCAACAAAAUGGGAUUGCAGGAACAGUCUAGGACUGCCAAGAUCAUUUUGUCUGUGAGCAUUACCUGUUAUAUUUUUGGAUAUGUUUUUCAAAUAAUUUAAUAUUUAUGGAUAGACUUUUUCAAUAAUUUUUUUCAACAUGUUAAAACAUCAACAACAAAAAAAUCAUAUGUAAAGAAUAUAUUAAUAUAUGAAAAAAAAUUAAAAAACGAUAAUAUUUUUCAUGAUAUUUAAUAAUCUAAAAUGUUUAUCCAAAAAUAUUAAAUCAAUUGGAAAGCUUAUUCAACAAUAUAAAUUUGAAGCCAUUGUUACAAACUGCUGACCAAGGCCUCGAUUUAAUAUUGUUGGAUAAACUUUCCAAGCUCUUUAAUAUUCUUGAAUAAAAGUUUUAAAAUGAUUUUUUUUCUAACUACGAGAAUGUUAUAAUUUGCUGUUCUGGCUUGUUCUUGGCUACAAGUUCUGCCAGAUUCCAAUCUCUAUCAAUGUUUCCAUCCUUUAGCCAAGAGCAAUUGGUUUUACUGUCAUUAACAACAUUAUUGCAGUAACUAAGGGCUCAAUCUGUAGAAGAAGAAGGCUGUUAAUAUGAAGUGUCUGCUGACACACAUCUGCCUACUUUUACAAUGAGAUUCUUGCCAAGAUUCCACUACAUCCCAGUUCCAUAAAACUUGCAUUGUGCAAAUGACUGUUAUCUGAGUUUUAAAGGUACUCUAUAAGCACCAGAACCACUACAGUUGAAUAAAGCCUGUCCCUGCAUGCUGAGUAGUGUAAACUCUGCCUUUUAUGAGAAUAGGCAGUGCUUGCACUGCUGCCUAAUGCCACCUAUAGGUGCUGUCAUUGGUUCGGUCAUGCAAAGAUUGAAAGAAACUCAAUGCUUUCAAGUCAAUACAUCUCUUUAAGGAGAUACUGAUUGCCACAAUGUAGUGUUUGCUGUGCAUGUGCACUAGACUCCCAAUGCUUCCCUAUGGGGAAGCAAUGGAUUGGUUGAUAUCAUCAGGUUUCCAGCGCACCAUUCUUAGAUACAAAGUUGACUAGAUCAUGAAUAUUUGUAUUAUUCCGUUUGCAUUUUGCCCAUCACAGUUGCUUGCUUAUCUAGUUACAUCUGUGGCGUUGGUAGACUGGUAAAUCAUUUUCCUUGUUUUGUUGUUUGGUUGGGUGGAAUGAUAUUCUGGGAUAAUGUGGUGUCUCCAGUUACUAAGGAUUACAAAGGUGCAUAGUUUUUGAUCCCGCUAAGACCUGAAUAGUGCUAAUACAACAUGAUCUUGCAUGCUUUAUAUUUUCCUUAGUCUUGUCCCAACCAGCCUAAUAUCUGUUAGUUCCUUCGGAAACAGGUGGAACCUGUGCUGUAUAGUGCAGGUAGAAUUCUAUAUUGUAAUGUAUAGAAUAUAGUGCUGUCAUUGAUGGGUCUUUAAAACCUGGAGUCCAAUAAUAAUCAAUGACAGACUUCGGUUUGUUCUCCUCCACACAUGAAGACAUGCUCCUGUGUGGUAACUGUAUCUAUGGAUGUUCAUUCAGUUUCACACCGUGAUCACAUCCUCAUCAUUUUGACCUUACUGGGGGGCUACUUUCAUAUUAUUAAUUCCUCUUUUUUUUUUUACCACCUCUUUUUUUUUACCACAGGAAAUAUAUGCAGACCCAUGAUUUCCAUUUUAAUCAUGAUAAGAGUCAAGUAUGGCAUUUUUUUCAAUUUACUUAAAUUGAACAAGGUGACCCCUGCAUACCUGUAUGGUCUGAUGCUGUAGGUGAUUUACAGUGAGCAAUAACAAUUCAUCAGAGGUCGAUGGCAGACCAUUGCUAUAUUGAAUUGUUUCAGAUAAGAGGGAGGUGUGCAUAUCGAGUCCUCAAGAUGCUUUAGAAACCUUUCACAGAGCUGCUACGCAGGUAAAGGCAAUUCAUACCGAUAUUUGGAUUGAGGUGUUUUUUUCUUCCAUAUGAAGAAUAUCCGACAAUCCAGCUAAUUAACUUUCUUCUGCAAAGAUAGAACCUGAAUGCAUCCCCUAAAGAUAUAGGUACAUAUAGCUGUAGUAUAUGUUUUACUUUUUUUUUGCAAGUAUUUUUGUUUUCUGUCCUAUCCUGAAGAAGCACUAAGAAUUCAAAUUCUCCCUGUAACUCCUGUCCCAUAUUUCUUUUUCCAUUCACCUCUAAGCUUGUAGAGUGGCUUGUGACCCUCAUCAAACUGGUUUCUGCUCUCUUCAUUCUACUGAAACAGCCCUUAUUAAAGUGAGAUAUUAUUUGUAUACUGCUAACUCCAAAGCUCACUAUUCUCUCUUAGUUCUCCUCGACAUCUCUGCUGCCUUUGGUGCCACUUGCUCCUUCUUCUAAUGCUUUGUAAUCUUGUACAUUCUGUCCUAUCCUGCUUCUCUUCCUAUGUCUCUAAAUACUCAUUUAACUUAUAAUUUUCUGGCACCACCUCUUCCCCACUAUCUGUUUUAGUUGGUGUCCCCCAAUGCUUGGUUCCCGUUUCUUUUGUCUUUACACAUCUCUUGGAAACCUUAUUACUUCCAUUGGAUUCCAAUAUCACUUGUGUGCUGAUUACAUUCACAUCUACCUUCCUCCUCUAUUCUUUUUCAUCGAAUCCUCCUGAAAAAGUCACCAACUUUCUUUCUACUAUCUCUAACUAGAGCUGAGUAGAAAUGAAGAUUCUUAGUUUCAAGGAUGGAAGUUAAAUUGGGCCUGAGGAAGAAAGAUACACAGUUAUAUAAAGGAAUUUACAGCUAGAAGUGGCAAGGGGGGGGACGUCAGGGGGUAUUAGUGGGAGGAGUGGUUGAACAGACUAGCCAUUUUUUGUCCAAUUUAAACAUUUGCACUAUUAUAAGUUAAUAUGUAUUAAAAAAGAUGGAAGAAAUCCGGUGAGGUAUCUUCUGAAUGUCAGUCCAUACCUGAAAGCUGCAGUGUUCAUCAUUAGCCUUUCUCGUAACCAUAUAGCCAUAUAUCAAUCUGUUAUGAAUGCUGCUGCCAGACUUAUUUAUUUCACCCACCGGUCCUCUCACACCUCAUCAUCUCUGUCUUUACAUUGGCUUUCUUAUCUUUCCGAAUCCAAUUCAAGCUACUGACACUAAAACUAAUAGAUAGCUCUCAUCAACUCCAUCCAUAGUAGAUUUCCACAGCAAUCCCCAAUUAUACUCAUUCUUAUUGAUUUUACUAGAACAAUGACCUUUCCUGUCCUCUACAGGACUUCUCAAGAGCUGCACCCUUUCUGUGGAGUGCUCUACCCAUUCUUUUUUUUUUACCUAUCCUCCAGUCCUUCAAGAAAUAACUAAAAAUGCACUUCUUUCUGAAAUCCUUCCAUCUUCCUGGGUAAAGUCCCCCUCACAGGACCCAUGUUUUUACAGUCCUCUCAACUCUUUCUCUCCUUCCACUCUACAGUGCCUCCUUUCACACGAUUAACUGAGAGCCUCCUCUGUCAACUGGGGUCAUAAUUAGUGGCUCCAGACUGACACUUGACCUGUGUGCAGACUGUCAAAGUGAGCACUGCGCGUAGCCCUUUAAAUCCUUUGCCAACUGCCCAGCCUUAGAGGUGAGCCAAGUGAGAUUAUUGCAGCCAGUGGAACAACAACUACCAAUGCAGUCAUAUUGAAUUAGUAUUGAGAUCAUGUAUGUUUUUUACUUCAAUGCUGAUAAUGUAUUAUUAAUUAGUCUAUUUGGUAAAUUGUGACUUACAGUGACCUUAGAACUGUGAUGGAAUCUUUUGUAAACAUGGGGGGGGGGGGAGAGUGGGGGAAUAAUCAUCAUAUUUUAGUGCUUUGCAGGCAACAGAGGUAUAGAGAGGUGUUUUAUUUUUAUUUAUUUUUACAUAUUUUAUGGAUGGGCAAGGGGAGAUUUCUUAUUGUUAAAACAACCAAUAACCAACAAGCAACUCAUGUUGCUUAAAUACAGUGAUUUUUGUAUAGUACCUAACAGAAAUGAGUCAAACCCCAGGAGUUAUAGCAUUUUUAAAAGAGUAAAAAUAAUGUUUGGUUUUUUUUUUACACCCACAUCAUGGUUUGCAUUAUUUCCUAAUGGUUUUGUUCCAACACAGAGUGACUUUACCUGCUGGAUUUGAAAAAUGUUAUAUAAAUGUUGUUACACGGUGAGAGGUUUCUGAAAUGUAUUUCUUGUUUAUGUUGUAAAACCCUAUGUUUACUAGGCCUUUAUUACAAAUUACAUAAAUGGGUAUACUGCCCCUUUAUAAAAAGCUAUAUUAAUUAAUAUGUGAAUAAGACAUACAAUCUUAACCACAUUACAAAUAUAUAGUGAAUAAAUAGACUAUAAGAAAGGAGUUUUAAGAAAAGUUUAUUACUACAGCAUUAAUGAACUCACAAUCGUGCAAAACACAUGAUUGCAAAUGUUUGUACAGGCUUUUAGAAAUAAGAGAUUGCACAUUAUCUGACAGCUUACAGCCUGUUCUCUGAGAAUUUGCAAUCUGUUAGCAUUUCCAUUAGACAGUGAGAUGAUUUUUAAAACGUUAUUAGGAAAAAAUACUUACUGUUCCAAUUAACAGGUUUAGUUUUCAUUCAAAGAUACAGAAUAUGAGAACUCUGACAACGGACAAAAGCUUAGAGAAACAGUUUGCUCACAAGUUCUCUCUGCAUGAGAGAUACAGCAACCCCGGACAAUUGUUUCGGCCUUCUUUGGGACCUCGUCAGUGAGGUGCAGCUGAUAUCCCUCUAGGGACAGUGAGCACGGGGUUCACAUCUAGAUUGCACUUUUAACUUGGGAAGAGACAAGUUAAUGCAUUGCAGCAGAAACAGAGAAUAUGAGAAGUCUGAGAAUCGACAAAAAGUCAAUAGCUUGCCUUCAGUGACGAAGCCCAAAGAAGGCCGAAACAAUCACCCAAGGUUGCUGCAUCUCUUGCGCAGAGAGAACUUGCUGCCAUAUUGGUUCUGGACUGCCCUUAUGUUUGGGAUCAGUCUGCUAUACCUUGGAAUAGGUUCUCUCUGUAAUGGUACAAGUGAGCAAAAACUAUUUGGAGACCUGAGCAGGGAUUUACUGAAGGAAAUGCUACUGAUUUUCUCUAAGCUUUUGUCCAACUGUUUUUGUUGCAAUGCAUUAACUUGUCUCUCUCCAAGUUAAGGGGUAACCCAAACGUAGACCCUGUGCUCACUGUGCUUAGAGGGGUAACAGCUACACCUCACUGAUGAGGCCCAAAGAAAGCAGAAAUGAUCGUCCAGGGUUGCUGUAUUUCAUUGGUCAUGCAAACAUUUUCAGAUGCAUAUGAUUAUGAACAACAAGAGUGCUAUGCCAUAUGAGAGAUAAUGUUGCUAAACUUACCUUAUUAUCUCUCUAGAAUUAACAAUUGCAGAAUUAAGUUUUCACUUUAUACAUUAAUUUAUUGUAUAUUCAAUACACUGAAAUUAUAUCAUUUUAACAAUCACCUUAUCAUUACAGGAGCAAUACACUCACUGUCACUAAUUACAUGUAAUUUACAGAACAAAGACUUGCAGUGGGUUGCUGACACAAGGAUCUGUGCAUUUGAAAAGUAAGCUGCAGUAUGUCACCGUGAUUGAGAGUACAAGGGGAGGAAGGCUGACCUUUGUAUAUUUUUAGAUAUAUUCAAUACGGUAUCAGUUACGACUACAUGUUUUACAGGAACAUACUUUUGUGCUUGGCUUAUCAAUAUCUUGUACUAGUUCCUAUAUUCCAAUUUAAAUUAAAUUAUUCAGCUCCAGUAGCAGUAAAUAAAGAUAUCAAUUUAAAUUACUAAAACAUUCUAGGAGGUGUGGUCUACCCCUUUUUAUUUCUCUUUAAAAUGUUGGUAAGCAUGGGUGAAACUGAUUCUUCUCUGACCUCUCAAAUAACCUCAGGGGUAUUUAGUUUACUAUGGACAUUUUUCCAGAGGCAUCAUUGGGCAUUUUAGAUGCCUUCAUUAUAGGUAUGUCAGUAGAGACAGGAUGAGUAACCUGCCUGUGGCACAUAGCUUUGAAGGUCAGUUUUAAGGCUUGUCUUCAAGGUAAAAAGGCCAAAUGCUCUUGGGGCAUUCAGCCCACAAAAAGAGAUCUUCAGGAGCACUCUGCAUGAGUUGGGCAACUAUAGGCCAGUAAGCCUUACUUCAGUAGUGGGGAAAGUGAUGGAAACCAUGUUAAAGGAUAGGUUGAUGAACAUCUAAAAACACAUGGAUUUCAAGAUCAGAGACAACAUGGGUUUACUUCAGGGAGAUCAUGCCAUACUAAUCUUAUUGAUUUUUUUGAUUGGGUAACUAAAAUUAUAGAUCAGGGUGGUGCAGUAGACAUUGCUUACCUAGAUUUCAGUAAGGCUUUUGCCACUCUUCCACAUAGAAGGCUCAUCAACAAAUAGCAAUCUUUAAGUUUGGAUUCCAAUAUUGUUGAAUGGGUAAGGCAGUGGCUGAGUGACAGGCAACAGAGGGUUGUAGUUAAUGGAAUAUAUUCGAAGCUUGGACUUGUCACCAGUGGGGUACCUCAGGGAUUUGUACUUGGACCCAUUCUCUUUAAUAUUUUUAUUAGUGAUAUUGCAGAAGGUCUUGAUGGUAAGGUAUGUCUUUUUGCUGAUGAUACUAAGAUAUGUAACAGGGUUGAUGUUCCAGGAGGGAUAAGCCAAAUGGCAAAUGAUUUAGGUAAACUAGAAAAAUGGUCAGAAUUGUGGCAACUGACAUUUAAUGUGGAUAAGUGCAAGAUAAUGCAUCUUGGACGUAAAAACCCAAGGGCAGAGUACAGAAUAUUUGAUAGAGUCCUAACCUCAACAUAUGAGGAAAGGGAUUUAGGGGUGAUUAUUUCUGAUGACUUAAAGGUAGGCAGACAAUGUAAUAGAGCAGCAGGAAAUGCUAGCAGAAUGCUUGGUUGUAUAGGGAGAGGUAUUAGCAGUAGAAAGAGGGAAGUGCUCAUGCCACUGUACAGAACACUGGUGAGACCUCACUUGGAGUAUUGUACACAGUACUGGAGACCGUAUCUUCAGAAGGAUAUUGAUACCUUAGAGAGGGUUCAGAGAAGGGCUACUAAACUGGUUAAUGGAUUGCGGGAUAAAACUUACCAGGAAAGGUUAAAGGAUCUUCACAUGUAUAGCUUGGAGGAAAGACGAGACAGGUGGGAUAUGAUAGAAACAUUUAAAUAUAUAAAGGGAAUCAACACAGUAAAGGAGGAGACUAUAUUUAAAAGAAGAAAAACUACCACAACAAGAGGACAUAGUCUUAAAUUAGAGGGACAAAGGUUUAAAAAUAAUAUCAGGAAGUAUUACUUUACUGAGAGGGUAGUGGAUGCAUGGAAUAGCCUUCCAGCUCAAGUGGUAGAGGUUAACACAGUAAAGGAGUUUAAGCAUGCGUGGGAUAGGCAUAAGGCUAUCCUAACUAUAAGAUAAGACUAGGGACUAAUGAAAGUAUUUAGAAAAUUGGGCAGACUAGAUGGGCCGAAUGGUUCUUAUCUGCCUUCACAUUCUAUGUUUCUAUGUUUCUAAGUGCACGCUGACAGCAUAUCUUCCUGGACUUGGCUAAAUCUUUCAUGAAAGGAACCCUGUGGUAUUACAGCCUGCCCAUCCUAUUUCCCAUUGUAAGAACUAACAAUGUUGGAAGAUAUAAAAUUAUUUUAAAAUUAGCCAUAUCAUAUGUUUCCCUGUAUAAAGAUGUAAUAUAAAUUUUGAAAUACCAUAUCUAUUUUGUCUUAUAGAGAGGCCAUUUCUUGGUUAAAUAAUUCAAAGUGAAUCUCAGAUUUGAGAGAGUUUCUAGGUUGGCUCUUUUAACAUUGAAUCAAAAUUAAUUUUGAAUUCACAGUGAGUAACCCUGAAGGUAUUUACAUGGUAUCUAAACUAAUGUCAUGCUCUCAUAAGGGGAAUAUUAUCAUUUGUCCUCUGCCUAGUACCAUCCACUUUUAUUUGGAUGCUCUCUCACUUUAAGUACUGGUCUACACCUUUUUACAGUUGACUUUAGACUUGUGUCAUAGGGUCACCAACCACUUAUAUCAGGGUGCUAAAGAUAAUGUGGACAGGCAUAUUAUACAUAAUAUUGUGUAUAUUUUGGUAGGACAGUAUGUGGAUUUAUAAAUUACAUGUAUCAAUGAAUAUUUUUCAAAUAAAACUACAGUCUAAUUAGACCAUUUCAUUAUAACAAUCCCUGGCCUCAUGGAUCAGGCGGUGUGUUGUUCCAGCGCAUCCUACAGAUGCUCAAUUGGAUUGCGAUCUGGGGAAUCUGGAGACCAAGGCAAAACCUUGAACUCUUUGUUGUAUUCCUCAAACCAUUCCUAAACAAUUUUUUGCAGUGUGGGUACAUUAUACUGCUGAAAGAGGCCACUGUCAUCAGUGAACACCUUUGCCAUGAAAGGGAGUAUGUGGUCGGCAACAAUCUUGAGGUAGGUGGUACAUGUCAAAGUAACAUUCACAUGAAUGCUGGGACCAGAGGUUUCCCAGCAGAACAUUGCACAUAGCAUAACACUGCCUCUGCCGGCUUGCCUGCUUCCAUCUCUUCCCCAGGAAAACGACACACACGUACCUGGCCAUCCACCUGAUCUAAAAGAAAACAUGCUUUAUCAGAUCUAGUUACCUUCUUACAUUGUUCCAUGGUCCAUUUCUGAUGCCCACAUCCCCGUUGAAGGCGCUUUCGGUGAAAGAACCAUAUGUAGCAAACUGUGAUGCACUGUGUGUUUUGACACCUUUCUAUCAUUUUUCAGCAAUUUUAGCUACCGUAGCUCUUCUGUGAAUUUCACACGAGUCACGACUUGCUUUUUUGGAGAUGUUCUGACCCAGUUGUCUAGCCAUUACUACUUGUCCUUUGUCAAAGUCAUUCAUAUGUUUUCGCUUGCCCAUUUUUCCUGAUUCCAACACAUGAAAUUCAAGAACUGACUGUUCACUUGCUGCAUAAUAUAACCCACCCCUUGGUAGGUGUCAUUGUAUCAAUAUAAUAAAUGUUAUACACUACAGCUGUUGGUAGUUUUAAUGUUGUGGCUGAUCAGUGUAAGUAAUUAUGACAUAUUUCAGCCUGAUGCCAUCAUACAUACAUGUAAGGUCAGGUACGGUUUUGUACUGUCACUGUUUGCAUAGAUGAAGGCUUCCUUUUGUUAUAUCAACACGUCACUUUGGAACAGAUUAAUGUGUGCAAAGUGCAGUUGAUUUUUUCGACAUGUUACUUUCAAUCCAUGUCAGACAGACCCAUUGCAUUGUAUCAUAACACUCAGGGCCGGCGCGUCCAUAAGGCGGCACAGGCGGCCGCCUUAGGGCGCACCGGUUUCGGGGGCGCAAUAUUUCAGUGACCGGCAGGCUCUCCCUCCUGCCAGGCCACCAUCUCGACCCCCGGCGCGGCGUGCGGCAGUGCUGUGAUCAGACGCAGCGAGGGAGCUCUAACCUCUCCGCUCUGCUCCCUCGCGCGCUGUCUACUGAUGCCGCGGGAGCCGGAAUAUGACGUCAUAUUCCGGCUCCCGCGGUAUCAGAAGGCAGCCGCGAGGGAGCAGAGCGGAGAGGUUAGAGCUCCCUCGCCGCGUCUGAUCACAGCACUGCCGCAUGCCUCCCAGCAGCCCCACUGGACCCAAGGGAAUGAUUCAUCAUCCACACCAGCUCUCCAGGUAGGGAGGCUGGGUGGAAAAUGUUUAUUUAUUAAAAUAAUUAGUGAGUGUGUGUAUGCGUGUCUGUUUGUCUGUGAGUGACUGUCUGUGUGUGAGUGUCUGUGUGUGACUGUGUGUGUAUGUGUGUCUGUGAGUGACUGUCUGUGAUUGAGUGUGUGUCUGUGUGUGAGUGUAUGUGUGCCUGAGUGACUGUGUGUCUGUGAGUGACUGUCUGUGAUUGAGUGUGUGUCUGUGUGUGAGUGUCUGUGUGUGACUGUGUGUGUGUCUGUGUGUGAGUGUAUGUGUGCCUGAGUGACUGUGUGCCUGUGAGUGACUGUCUGUGAUUGAGUGUGUGUCUGUGUGUGUGUCUGUGUGUGUCUGUGUGUGAGUGUAUGUGUGCCUGAGUGACUGUGUGUCUGUGAGUGACUGUCUGUGAUUGAGUGUGUGUCUGUGUGUGAGUGUCUGUGUGUCUGUGUGUGUGUAUGUGUGUCUGUGUGUGAGUGUAUGUGUGCCUGAGUGACUGUGUGCCUGUGAGUGACUGUGUGCAUGAGUAUGUGUGUCUGUGAGUGAGUGUAGUGAGUAUGUGUGUGUGUGUGUGUGUGUCUGUGAGUGCUUGUAUGAGUACUGCAUGUGAGUGUAUGAGUGUGGCAGUGUAUGUGUGUCUGUCAGUGUGUGUUUGUGAGUGUCUGUCAAAUCAGUGAGAGUAUCUUUGUCAUUGAGUCUGUGUGUGAGUAUCAGUGUGUCUGUCAAUGAAUGAGUGUGUGUCAGAUUAGUGAGUCUGUGUGUUUGUCAUUGAGUGUGUGUGACUGUCAGUGUGUAUACACCACUGAGUGUAGCGUAGCGGAGCGCAGUACAGGAGCUUCUGUUUCCUGUACCCGGCCAGACUGACCGGAGGUGCUCACUGAGAGAGCACUCCCUGUCAGUCUGGCCAGGUACAGAAAAUUGAAGCUCCUGUAGGGGAUAUCCUCCACUCGGCAACUCUACAAGAGAGGUAGGAGGCACACCAGGAAGGGGAGUGCGACCACUAAAGGGGUGGGGGGGUGCACCAAGGGAUAGGGAGGGGAGGGGAGAGAAACACCAAGGGACAGGAAAAAGAGGGGAGAGCUUAGAAGAACACUAAGGGACAGGGAAGGGAGGGGACCACUAAUGGAUGGGGAGAGGGGCUGGUUAAGAGGCACAUAGGUGAAGAUGUUAUUUUGGGGGGGGUGGAAAGAUACAUCUUCGCCUAUGUACCCAAAAAUCUUUGCACCGGCCCUGAUAACACUUGCAAUCUAUAUGAGGCAUGCACCAUUGCAAUUAUUGUGUCAGACACCUUACUGUAUCUGCCAAUUAAGGCAUAGCUGGUUAUUUAAGAUGUCACACUCUUUCGGUAUGAAUUCAAUACAUACAAUUGUCUUACAUAUGCCACUUUCCCCUAUCCAUCACCAUGCAAUGGCUUAUUUUAAUCUGUCAUUUUCUGUAUGUCUAAGAGCAGAUGAAGUGUGUAUAAAUAUAUAUUUUUACACCUAUACUUGAAUAGAUGGAGGUCACAUGCAAUAUAUUUUUGAACACCGUGGCUAUAAAUGCUCUAUAGGAACCAUGUGCUGGGCUUAUGUUACUCCCUUUGAUAUAAUUGCAUGUACUGUGUAAUUUUACUAUUCUUAUGUAUUUCGCUAUACAAUUAAAAGGGGUACGCCUUGCAUUUGAUUAUUCCCAUACAUAGCUUUCUAUAGGUAUUAAGACAUACACCAUGUCAAUUUAUUAUAUUUAUCAGAAAAAAAGCAAAAAAGCAAUAUAAGUAAAAAAAAAGAAAAAAAAAAAAGAAACUUUCCUCAGUGUUUAGGUAAUGUACACAACACACAAAACACUAGCUUGAGAGGGCAGCACCAAAAAUCUACUAUAAUACGUAACCCUUAGUGCAACACAAAAAAAACACAAUAGUUGUCUAUAUUAAAUGUAGUGCAAACUAGUUUUGGCUUUGAAGACUGUGCCCUUUUGUCAGCAGCAAAACCUAUUCUGGAGAUAAGCCCAGGCCAGCGCCACCGUUAGGUGAACUAGGCAUUUGCCUAGUGCUCUGGCCUGCUGGGGGCGCCCACUCGGAUGUUUCCUGGUGGGCUCCCCCUGUAUGGGGCCGCAGCACUGAGAGAGCAGCUCUUGAGCCGCCCCCAGCGCUGGGCCGAUCCUCAAGGCGCCCGUAGGUGGGGGCGCCGAGAGGAGAGGUGUCACAGGGGGCCCAGGAGGUGGCCAUCUGGCCACCUCAGGGCGCCCCCGAACCUGUAUUAGGCAGGGCCAGACUGGGGAUAGAAAGCAGCAUGGAAAUUUUUUUUGUGCCAGCCCCAUAAGUCACUGCGCCAUAUAUUGUCGCGUGUAAUAUGUAAGGCUAUGUCUUGCCAUGACAGAUGAUUGAGUAAUAUAUAUAUAUAUAUAUAUAUAUAUAUAUAUUGCUUUUUCUAAUAUAAAAUAUUGGUCCUUUCAGGGUAAAACGUUUAAUUAUACAGUAAGCAUACUCACAUGCAGACACAGGCAAUUUCACUGACAUCUCAAUGACACACACAAGCUCAUUGAUAUACAGCCUCAUAGACAAACAAUCUCACUGAUAUAAAUCAUUUCAUUGACAUAAAAACACAAGCUCACUCACUAGCAGGCACAUGCAUGCAAGCAAGCUCACUCACUAGCAGAUGCACACACACAGCUUAAUGUAGUGGUACUGGUGUCUAUAGCAUGUCCCUACAGGCUUUUCAACAUUAACACUGACUUUUCAGAGAAAAGGCAGUGUUUACAUUGCUUCAAAGUGACACUGCUAGUGACAGUCACUCAGACUGUGACAGACACAGAAACACACAUAUACCAUGACAGAUACACACCCCAUGACAGAUACACACCCCAUGACAGAUACACACCCCAUGACAGACCAUGACACAGACAGACCCACACACACACACACCAUGACACAGACAGACACACAUACCAUGACACAGACAGGCACACACACCAUGACACAGAUAGGCACACACACCAUGACACAUACAGACACACACACCAUGACACAGACAGACACACACCCCAUGACGGACAGACACACACACACCCCAUGACGGACAGACAGACAGACACACCCCAUGACGGACAGACGGACACACACCCCAUGACAGAUACACACCCCAUGACAGACCAUGACACAGACAGACCAACACACACACCAUGACACAGACAGGCACACAUACCAUAACACAGACAGGCACACACACCAUGACACAGACGGACACACACACCAUUACAGAGGCAGACACACACACCAUGACAGAGGCAGACACACACACCAUGACACAGACAGACACACACCCCAUGACGGACAGACACACACCCCAUGACGGACAGACACACACCCCAUGACGGACAGACAGACACACACCCAAUGACGGACAGACAGACACACACCCCAUGAUGGACAGACACACACCCCAUGAUGGACAGACACACACACACCAUACAGACAGACACCAUGACACACACACACACACACCAGACAGACACACACCAUACAGACACCAUGACACAGACAGACAGACACACACACCAUAACAGACAGACAAACUCAUACUGACACAUUACUAAUACCUGCCAGGGGGAGGUCUUCUGGAGGCCGCUGGGGAGGUCUGCUGGGGGACUUGUACUGGAGGCCGCUGGGGAGGUCUGCUGGCGGCAGCUGGGGGACUUGUACUAGCGGCCGCUGGGGGAGCUGCGCUGGCUCUGCUCUCCCGCCCUCGCGCGCUGCUGAAUGAGACCCAUAUGACGUCAUAUUCCGGCGCCGGUCUCAUUCAGCAGCGCGCGAGGGCGGGAGAGCAGAGCCAGCGCAGCUCCCCCAGCGACUGCCAGAAGACCUCCCCAGCGGCCGCCAGCAGACCCAGGUGUCUGCCAGGCCCCAGGUGCCGACGGCCCACCGGGAAAUUUCCCGGUAUCCCAGUGGGCCAGUCCGGUCCUGGUAUUAAGUAAGGCAGAGCAAGCACCUGCUUACCUUGAUGGCAGGUGCCUUCUCUGCCAAAAAACGCCGGUGCCUGGAGGAGUGGGAGAUAAGAGCAGGAAGGUGGUGAGGGAGCCUCUCACUCCUCCCCCUCGUGCCCUCUUUAAUGCUGGGAGCCGGAAUAUGACGUCAUUCUGGCCCCGGCAUACUAAACGGCGCACUGGAAGAGUGAGGAGCUGCUCCACACUGCACCCCAGCAGGGAGGUGAGUGUUUGAGUGUGUCAGUGAGUGUCUUCCUGUGUGUGUGUUUGUCAGGGAGUGUCUGUGUGUGUGUGUCUGUCAGUGAGUGUGUGUUUGUGUGUCUGUUAGUAAGUGAGUGUAUGUCUGUCUGUCAGUAGGUGUCUGUGUUUCUGUCAGUGAGUGUAUGUAUGUCAGUGAGUGUCUGUGUGUGUGUGUGUGAGUGUAUGUAUGUCAGUAAGUGUCUGUCAGUAAGUUAGUGUAUGUAUGUCAGUGAGUGUCUGUGUCAGUGAGUGUCUGUGUGUGUGUGUGUGUGUGUGUCUGUCUGUCUGUCAGUAAGUGUGUUUGUGUGUCAGUGAGUGAAAGUCUGUCAGUAAGUGUGUGUGUCUGUCUGUCUGUCAUUAACCCCUUUAGGAACAAACUUCUGGAAUAAAAGGGAAUCAUGACAUGUCACACAUGUCAUGUGUCCUUAAGGGGUUAAGUGUGUCUGUCAGUGAGUAUCUGUGUGUAUGUGAGUGUCUGUCUGUCUGUUAGUGUCUGUGUGUGUCUGUCAGUGAGUGAGUGUAUGUAUGCCAGUGAGUGUCUGUGUGUGUGUGUGUGUGUGUGUGUCAGUGAGUGAAAGUCUGUUAGUAAGUGUGUAUGUCUGUCAGUAAGUGUGUGUCUGUCAGUGAGAGUAUCUGUGUGUUUGUGUGUCUGUGAGUGUGUGUGUGUGUUUGUGUGUCUGUGUGUGUCUGUCAGUGAGUGAGUAUAUGUCAGUGAGUGUUUGCCUGUUAGUAAGUGAGUGUAUGUCUGUCUGUCAGUAAGUGUGUGUGUGUCUGUCAGUGAGUGAGUGUAUGUGUACCAGUGAGUGUCUUUGUGUCUGUCUGUCAGUAAGUGUCUGUCUGUCUUUGUGUAUGUCUGUCUGUCUGUCAGUCAGUGAGUGUAUGUGUCUGUCAGUGAGUGAGUGUAUGUUUGUGUGUGUCUGUCUAUCAAUGAGUGAGUAUGUAUGUCAGUAAGUGUCUGUGUCUGUCAGUGAGGGAGUGUCUGUGUCUGUCAGUGAGUGAGUGUAUGUUUGUCAGUAAGUGUGUGUGUGUGUUUGUGUGUCUGUAUGUGUCUGUAAAUGAGUGAGUAUAUGUCAGUGAGUGUGUGUGUGUGUGUGUGUCUGUCUGUCAGUAAAUGAGUGUGUGUGUGUAUGUGUGUGUGUGUGUAUCUGUCAGUGAUUGAGUGUAUGUAUGUCAGUGAGUGUCUGUGUGUGUCUGUCAGUUAGUGUAUGUCUGUCAGUAAGUGACUGUCUGUGUGUAUGUCUGUCUGUCAGUGAGUGUCUGUGUCUGUCAGUGAGUGAGUGUAUGUUUGUGUGUGUCUGUCUGUCAAUGAGUGAGUAUGUAUGUCAGUGAGUGUCUGUGUCUGUCAGUGAGUGUGUGUGUGUCUGUCAGUGAGUGAGUGUAUGUUUGUCAGUAAGUGUCUGUGUGUGUGUGUCUGUGUAUCUGUCAGUGAGUGUGUGUAUCUGUGAGUUAGUGAUACGAGGGGGCGGCAAAAUGUCAGUAAGUGUCUGUGUGUGUGUGUCUGUCAGUGAGUGUAUGUGUACCAGUGAGUGUCUGUGUGUCUGUCUGUCAGUAAGUGUCUGUCUGUCUUUGUGUAUGUCUGUCUGUCUGUCAGUGAGUGAGUGUAUGUUUGUGUGUGUCUGUCUAUCAAUGAGUGAGUAUGUAUGUCAGUAAGUGUCUGUGUCUGUCAGUGAGGGAGUGUCUGUGUCUGUCAGUGAGUGAGUGUAUGUUUGUCAGUAAGUGUGUGUUUGUGUGUCUGUAUGUGUCUGUAAAUGAGUGAGUAUAUGUCAGUGAAUGUGUGUGUGUGUCAGUAAGUGAGUGUGUGUGUAUGUGUGUGUGUAUCUGUCAGUAAGUGAGUGUGUGUGUGUGUGUAUGUGUGUGUGUAUCUGUCAGUGAGUGAGUGUAUGUAUGUCAGUGAGUGUCUGUGUGUGUCUGUCUGUCUGUCAGUGAGUGUCUGUGUCUGUCAGUGAGUGAGUGUAUGUUUGUGUGUGUCUGUCUGUCAAUGAGUGGGUAUGUAUGUCAGUGAGUGUCUGUGUCUGUCAGUGAGUGUGUGUGUGUCUGUCAGUGAGUGAGUGUAUGUUUGUCAGUAAGUGUCUGUGUGUGUGUGUGUCUGUGUAUCUGUCAGUGAGUGUGUGUAUCUGUAAGUGAGUUAGUGAUACGAGGGGGCGGCAAAAUGGAUCUUGGCCUAGGGCGGCAGAAAUCCUUGCACCGGCCCUGGAUAAGCCCUGUAUCCCCCGAUAAUAUAGAAAUAGAAAGAAAUCGAGAGCAAUAUAGUGCAGUAUCUUAAAUAAAAACAGUAAAAAUAUUGGACCACCAAGUUUGACACCAAGAAAGAUUUCAGCCACAGCUGUCAGAAGUAUUGUUCGGCAUACAUACAUACAAAAACUCACAGGUAACCUCAGGAUAAAUACUGGCUGCUCUGGAAAUAGACGGUAUGGUUGUUUCAAGGAGCACAAUACGACGAUACUUGAACAAUAAUUAGCUGCAUUGUUGAGUUGUCAGAAAGAAGCCUUUAUUGCGCCAAUGUCACAAAAAAGCCUGGUUACAAUAUGCUCGAAAACAACUUGACAUGCCUCACGGCUUCUGGCACACUGUAAAUUGGAGUGACAAGACCAACAUAGAGCUAUGUUUGGAGAGGCGUGAACCACUAAAACGAAUACCAUCCCCACUAUGGUGGUGGAUGUUUUGGGGAGGGGAGAGCUCUAAAGGCAUGGGGAACCUUGUGAAAAUUGAUGGCAAGAUGAAUGCAGUAUGUUAUCAGAAAAUACUCGCAGACAAUUUACAUUCUUUGCAUGAAGGCUGUGCAUGGGAUGCUCUUGGUCUUUCCAUCAUGACAAUGACCCUAUACACAAGGCCAAGUGGACCAUCCAGUGAUUACAGCAGAAAAAGGUGAAGGUUCUUGAUUGGCCAUCACAAUCUCCUGACCUUAAUUUCAUUGAGCCACUCUGGGGAGAUCUCAAACGACCAAAGACUUUGCAUGACCUGGAGGCAUUUUUCCAAGACGAAUGGGCAGCUAAACCACCUUUACGAAUUAGAGACCUCACAGACAACUAUUACAAAAGACUGCAUGCUCUCAUUGGUGCUAGAGGGGGUAAUACACAGUAUUAAGAACACGAGCAUGCAGCAUUUUGAACAGGGGUCAUUUCAUUUUUUUAUUUGUUGCCAUAUUUUGUUUUAUAAUUGUGCCAUUCUUGUAUAACCUACAGUUAAUUAUGAAUCCCAUAAGAAAUAAAAGAAAUGUGUUUUGCCUGCUCACUCAUGUUUUUUCUUUAAAAAUAGUACAUAUAUAUUCAAUUCUCCAAGGGUAUGCAAACUUUUGGGCACAACUGUAUAUGCGCAAGAGCAGAGCUGCAGGAACAGUUUUGGAGGGUGCACAACUCAGUUUCUCAAGCUCCUCCAGUAUCUAUGUGUGAGGCUGGAAAUGAAGUGGAAGGGACACUUCACAUUCUGUCCACUAAGCCUCUCACACAAGAAAUGUCUUGCAGGAGCAGAAGGAGCAGCAUUGAGUGAUGCACACUGUAUAACAGCUAUUCCAGCUCUGUUACCAAUCAUAAGAGACAGACAGGAGACAUGUGUAAUUUAACUCUGACAUUAACCCCUCUCUAACCUCAACCUCCUGUUAACCAUAAUCAUUUAUAAAAAAUGUUUACCCUGCAUUUGUUUGAACAGUGGCAGCCAUUCACUAUACUUGAAAAUUCACUCACAGAAAUAUACACAUACCUUUUUUUUUUUUUUUUUUUAAUCAAUGGGGAGCUACUGAUUGGCUUAGAGCAUCAGCUGACUGCUGUAAGCCAAUCAGCAGUGCUCCUGCCCCACAGCACUCCACGCUUCCUGAAACUGAGAUUCAGAUUCUAGAUGCAGCCUGCGGGACCUGCAUAUUGGCGCUGGAGGCACACUUUGGGGUUUAGCUAUUGAGAACAGUUUAACUCCUUAAGGUAAGAGUCCCCCAGGGGUCUCCUGGUAUAUAUUUUUUAAAAAUGCUUUGUGAAUGAAGCACUUGACAUAUACAUAGUGAACAGUAAACAUUGCCAAAGUUAUGUUAUUACAGUCAGAUUUCGGUCCAUCUCAGUCACGUGUGGCUUAGUGUUCCGGUUUGUCAAGAUACCUUCGUUUUGCUUUUUAUUUUUAUAUUUUUAUAUGAUGUAAUAUACAACUGUAAUGAUAGUUCGUAGACUAAGUAACCAAACUUUUCAACAGUGCUUAUGGAGGCCUAUGUAUCCGUCUACUUUUCUGGUAGGGCUCAUGGCACCUGUCUCCUCUAAGGUUGCCGCUAAGCCGGGAUAAGUCCCGCCCUAUAUUUAUUCAUAACUUUCGGAAUUGGCUAUCGGGCCAAGUUACCCACCGGACAAGCAACAGAGAGAGAUAGAAAGAAAAGGGGAGGAAGUAAGAGAGAGAUAAAAGUAUUAGAGGGGGUUCAUCAGGCUGGAGAAUGUCGGCGCCAUGGUGUAUGUUUUGUAUGAUCCCAUGUUAAUUGGGACCCUAUCGGGGGCCAUCUUGUAGUGGGUUGGGGUGAGGUCGGUCGCGCCCUAUCUGUGCUUAUGCUCACUUAGGUUAGAUCGCUAGAAGUCCAGGGUUCCCACAUUUCCUCAAAUCGUGACAUAGACCCUCGAAACCUUGCUGUUAAGCUGUCCAUAAGGUAUACAUCUUUUAUGUUUGACAGAACGGUUCUCACAGGGGGUACUUCUACUUUCAGCCACGUUUGGGCUAGCGCUCUCCUGGCCGCUAACGUCAUCUUGUGUAUUAAUUUUUGCUCUCUUUUUGUCCAGUCCUCUAGGGGUUUGUUAAGUAAGUAUGUCCAUGGGCUUUAAUCUGGUGCUCUAUGAAAUAUGUGCAAUAUCAAGAUAUGUAUCUCCUUCCAGAAGAUUUGAACCUGAGGGCAUUCCCACCACAUAUGAAUGUAUGUGCCUUUAAGGCCACAUCCCCUCCAGCAGUCGUCGGUAGGAGUUUUCCCCAUUUGACGCAAUUUAACUGGUGUAGUGUACCACCUGAACAGUGUCUUAUAUGCUUGUUCUUGGAAAGACACACAUAUGGAUACUGAAGUGUUCGCCUCCCAGAUCUCCCUCCAUUCUACUCCCUCCAGUAUCUCCCCCUCUAGUUCCCUCUCCCACUUGUCCGUGUAGGUGAGUGUGCCCCAUUCAUCAGUUUCUGAGCUAAUGUGUGCAUAUAGCUUUGAAAUAAGACCCGGUGGUAUGCAUUCGUUUAGGCACAUUCUUUCAAAGAAAGACAUGUGCCCUGUUGCUGCUUGUUGUAGAUGUGGAUGUUUCAUAUAGUCUUUAAGUUGUUUGUAUCGGAAGAAGCCAGCUAGGGUGAGGUGUGUCGUCUGUUGCUGGUGAUCGAAUGUAACUAACAUGUUAUUCUUAUACAUAUGGCAUAUCCUUUGGAGGCACGCUUUUUCAAGGUUAGCGAAGUCUCUUGCUGUCAUUCCGGGGGGGGGACGGCUCUGUUUCUGAACAGUGAGGGGAGCGGUGAUGGGACGGAAACUAGUUUAAAUUUGUGGGCUGUGGCAUCCCAUAUUUUCAGGGAAUUAAGAAUCGCCGGGCAGGUUGUGCGUAGGAUGGGCCUAUCCUCUUUUGGCACCCACAUGUAGAAUUGGAGUAGGUCUACUCCUGUCAAGAGGGACUCAAGGUCUACCCAUCUCCUUUCUUCUAGAGGGCCGUGCCACAUCGCCACCUGUGAGAGUUGGGCUGCUAGGUAAUAAAAAUAUAAGUGUGGCAGGCCCAGACCCCCUCUUUGUUUUUGUCUAAAUAGGAUAUUUCUCGAAAUCCUAUGCCUUCUAUUUUUCCAUAUAAAUUUUCCUAUUGCUUGUUGUAAUGGUGCUAGGUCGGAUUUAGUGAUUUUGAUGGGUAGGGCCUGGAAAAGGAACAACACACGGGGCAAUAUAUUCAUUUUUACCGAGUGUACGCAUCCUAUCCACGAGAUGGGCUUAUCACGCCAUUUUUCCAUGUCUGUUGUGAGUGUCCUUAUUAGUGGGGUGUAGUUUAGGUGAUAUAGUUUAGCCGGGUCAUCUGGCAAGUAAAUCCCUAGGUACUUGAUGUGUCCCUGUGGUAGAGGCUUGCUGUGGGCCGCUCGCACUGCCGCCGUGUCAGCCGCAGACAUUCCCACAGGAAGGGCACUAGAUUUUUCCAGGUUAGCUUUAUACCCUGAGAAGGUUCUGUAUUAUGUAAGGACCUCAGCGAGAGCGUCCAUUGAUUCCUUUGGCUCCGUGAUCGUCAGGAGGAUAUCAUCCGCGUAUGCAGAAACUAGAAAUUCCUGGUCUCCCACCUUGACUCCCCGGAUGCAAGGGUGUUUCUGUAUGGCCUGUAGUAGGGGUUCUAGUGACAAUGUGAACAGCCUCGUGCCGUUGCACUUGGGGCCAAGUGCCCGCGAUUUUUACUUGGGUUACAUUGCUGUACAUUGCUUUUAUUGAGGUAACGUAUUUAUCUUGCAAUCCCAUGAACGUUAGGUACUUGAAGAGAUAGGGCCACCCGACUCUAUCGAACGCCUUCUCAGCGUCGAUAGAUACUACUAAGGUGGGUGAAUUGGUUAUUUUUUGUCGCCAUAUUAUGUCUAUGUUCCUUCUGGUGUUCUCAAAUAGUUGGCGGCCUGGCAUAAAGCCCACUUGGUCUGGGUGUAUCAAUGUUUUCAAGUCGCUCUGCUAACACUUUUGCUAUUAUCUUGAUGUCAUGAUUGAUCAGGGAGAUAGGCCUGUAGUUUGCUGGUAGCAUGGGGUCCCUACCUGGUUUCGGGAGAAGGAUUAUGUUUGCCAAAGACAUCCCUUUCUUGGGGUUGCCACCCUCCAUAAAGUUGUUGAAUAGCUGUGCUAACUUGGGAGAGAGUUCUUCCCGGAACGUUUUAUAAUAUCCCCCAUCAAAGCUGUCGGGUCCUGGGGCCUUGUGGCUCUUAAGGCCUGCUAUGGCCUUGUCUAUUUUGUCGCUGGUUAUGUCUUCAUCUAGGUGUUGUGUCGCUUCUCUCGAUAGUUUCGGUAGGUUCAGGUUCCGUGAGAACGUGUGCAUUUUGUCCUCUGCCGCUAGCAGUUGAUCGUUAUUUUUGGGCGUGUGGUUAUAUAACGAUCUAUAAUACUCCGUGAAAAUUUGGGCCACGUCGGCUUGGGUAUUUUUUAUGGUUCCGUCCUUUUGCUUGAUUUCUCCUAUGUGGGAUUGUGUUUGUCUUGACCUUAGAGCCCCCCGCUAAUAGAGUAUAUGUCUUGUUUGCUUUUUCGUAGUAGGCUCAUCUGGACCAAGUGAGCUACCUGGCCGCGUCAUCUAGUAAUAGUUCUAUAAGUGAUCUCCUUGUGUCCCGGAGUACGUUGGCAAGGUGGGGAGUGGGUGUCAUCUUGUGUUUCUGCUCUAUGUUAUGUAGCGAUUCCAAUAGUUGUUUCAGUCGCUGUGUUUUUGUUUUUUGUUUUUUCUAAUGGCUGGCUGUAUGCAUGUGCCCUGAAUUACUGCUUUAUAUGCUGCCCAUAUGGUUCCGUCGUAUUCUCUAGGAAGUAAUCGCGGAUCCCCUGCCUAAUUGCCUCUUGCGCCUGUUGGUCCCUUAGCAGAGUGGGGCUCAGUCUCCAGUUCCACGGUGAAGCAGUGCAUAGGUUCCCUAGUGUUACUGAAACAUCCGUGUGGUCCGACCAUGUGAUGGACCCUAUUGUCGAGUCCACCACCCUGGCCACACCAAUGUCAUUAACCAGAAAGUAGUCAAUCCUUGAAUACGUCCUGUGAGGAGCCGAGUAAAAUGUAUAGUCGACUGUGUCUGGAUGUUGCACUCUCCAGAUGUCUACUAGGCCCGUGGAUUGGAUAAAUUCGUGUAAUGCCUUAUCUUGCUGUCCUUUUCCCUGAUAUCUCGGUUGUCCCGUCUUGGAGAUCCUGUCUGCGGCUGGACACAGCACAGCGUUGAAGUCACCUCCCACAAGUAACAUGCCGUGUGGAAGGGCAUUUAUCUUGGCUGUCAAUGUCUCCCAGAAGUCCCGGUCAGGGGCGUUAGGAGCAUAUAUGUUAAGCAUAUGGAUGGUGUGUGAAUGUAUGGACCCACAUAGGAUGACAAAUCUCCCCUCUGGGUCAGUGUCUAUAGUGGAGAUGUUAACAGGGCAUGUGUUGCGUAUGAGUAUGGCUACCCCGUUCCUUUUCCGAUGUGAUCUAGCUUCAUGUGAUGUGGAGUAGGUGCGGUCACUUACUGUGAAUGCCGUGUUUUUCGUAAUGUGUGUCUCCUGAAGAAAAGCAACAUCCGCCCCCCAUCCUUUUCACGUCCUUGAACAUUAAACGCCUCUUUCUGGGAGCAUUCAGGCCUUUAACGUUGAUAGAUACCACUUUCAGAGCCAUGUCCCGGUAUGGAGUGUUUGCAUUAUCAGACCCUUCAUGUACCCCCCUGGUCGGGCCUGCUUCGUUGCCCGUGUCCCAUGGCGCACUCCAUCCUCCGAACCUGAUGAGUAGAAGUGGGGAAGGGUAUCGAAGAAGAGAAAGGAAAUAACGUAAAAGAGAAAGAAGUGAGAGUAGUUUAUGGUCUUACUAAUCGCCAGAAGUAAACGGGGUGUAGCUCCCGGCCUCGUCCUCCCUAACAAUGGGUCGACGAGUUGUGAGUACAUAAAGCCGGGUGUGACUCUAACACGCAUGUUAGCACUGACCUUAAUGAAACGUAAACCAAAACAGCCGCCUGCAAAUGCAAUCAUGCAUGCUUUCUAUUAAUGAGACAUAUCCAGAAAUAAAACAAAUAAUUGCACUGAAACACUGUGGUGGAUCAAAUGACUGCAGUUUACACUGCCUUGAGACCCUAUCAAGGAUACUUUUCUUCCCAGCUGGUACUUGACCAUUUUCAAUCCAACAAAUCUCCAAGUAUCAUCGCAUCAAUGACCUUUGUAACCUUACUAAUGGAGACAGAGACUAAUCUUCGUCACCUUGGUGUCUGUUUUUCCUUGUUGGAUUGAAAAUGGUGCAUCCUGGGUAUCGGUCCCCUGUGACUCCCUGAUUAGGCCUCCCCUGUCGGUGCUGUGUGGGUCAUAUGUCAGGUCUCUGUUAGCCGUCAAUGGGUCGGGAGAGGGGUCUGCAAGUGUACUGGGGGGUCUUAAUGUGAGCGGUGGAUGGCUGCAUCACUUUUGUCAUCUUGUCAGCUCCCAUCCCUAUCUGAGUAGUGUCCCCUUCCCACAUCCCAUCCCCUGAUCACCUGACCGAUUAUUUUCUCCCUCGUCUCUCCCUUGUGCCCACCCCCUUCCACCGGCUGCUUUUACUGCCCCAUCCCUUCCAUUGGUGAAGCGUUCUCGGAUGUAAACAUUAUAAUACAUAAACAAUAUGAACGAAAACAACCUCAGAUCGUGUCUAUUCUGAGUGAGUGUCAGGGUAACGACUCCAUGGCAGUCAGCCAGUCCCUAAAUGUAGCCAUGUGUGAGCGCCUGGAAGUGACCUCGUGGUGUGCGUAACUCAACGUGCCUUGGUUAAGUGUAGUGAUCAUAAUUUUCGCUCUUGGGGCGUAUGGUUAGCAAGAGCGAAAAUUAUGAUCACUACACUUAACCAAGGCACGUUGAGUUACGCACACCACGAUAGAUAGUAUCUUCACCACACUCGUGAAAUGUUCCACUUCGUGGAAGCCCCCUAGUUAACGUUAUAGCAGCUAGGCCGAACUGAUCGGGGAUAAGUCCUGAUGUAGGCCCAUGAGUGAUUAUGUGUUCUACGGGCAAUUACUAAGCCUGUGUGGGCUGUUGAAUGUGGCAAAUCUAUCCGAGUCCCCAGCACCGUUCCCCACUCCCCGCACAAACCUCCGCUGCCCCAUUUAACAAAGUGUGGUAGAGGGGCGGUUAGCCUCCAGUCCCAUGGUGGCUCAUUUUUCUUGGGGCGCUUGUCUCAAAAUUUACCCCGAAUCCCUAUUCGCCCCCUCCCCAAUCAAUGGGAAGCCCCCCAGCAGUGGUUGGUGUGUGAGCUUUGAGCAGCUCCGGCUAAGUGCCCAGAGUACCUUACGCUCCCGCUGACAGCCACUCCCAUGGUAGGCCUUGCAGUGUUCCCAGGCUGGUCGUCGUGGGGGGAGGUGUGCUGGGGCCUGGAUCUCCAGGAUGGUUAGGAAGGCUGCUGCGUCGUCUCCUGGCUGCAGGGUGUGUGUUCUGCCAUUCUGGAAUACAAAUAAUUUGAAGGGGUAUCCCUAAGCAUAUCGAGUAUCACUUUCCCUCAGGGCAUCUGUUAUUGGUUUCCACUCCCGUCUCCUCUGAAGUGUAGCCGGGGCCAGGUCUUGAUAUAAAGAGAGUUCUGUGCCCUGGAACAUGAUCGGACCAUCUCUGCCUUUUUUCAGCAGGGCUUCCUUGGUUUGAAAGUGCAAGAAGCAGAGCAACACAUCUCUUGGCAUAUUCAUGUCUGUCCGUUGCGUGCGGAGGGCCCUAUGGGUGCGUUCUAUGUCGUAGACCUGUUCGCCAUAUCCUCUAUCGCCAGUUCGGCGGCCAUCAGCCUUCCAGUUAGUAAGUUCACAUAGUCGAUGGCUCUAUUAUGCGCCACUGUGGUGGUUUCGAGGCGUUGUUCCAGCCUCGUGGUGCGAUCUCUGAUCGACUGUAUUUCGCCACAUAGGACUUGGGUGGAGCGCUCAAUCUCUCAUGCUAGGUAGGUUUUGACCUCUGUGAGCUUGGACAAGAUUUGUGUGGUGUCUGGUGCCUGAGGUGCUCUUCCAGGAGUUGUUGCAGGUCGCGCUGGCGAGGUUGAGGCCUCCACAUCUGUGCCGCCGCCAUCUUGCGGGCCCGCUGCGCCUUGGCGGGAAGUGGCAAAAAGUUUGGCCACGGAUACUCCCGUCUCUUCUUUGGGGUUUCCUUGGGGAUUUCUUAGUAGGUAGUUUUUCCAUUUUUGCCGGGUAAUUCUCUAGGUUCAGUGUGCUCAUAUGGGCUAUAAACGGUGUGGUCAGAGCGGAGCUCUACUCAAGCACGUCCAGCUCGCUUCGUGUCCUGGCCACGCCCCCCCCCUGGCAUAUUAACAACUUUAUUUAGAUGAAGUUGUUAUGGUGAUAGGAAUGUCCCUUUAAGUUUUUCUAUAGAGAAUCCUUUGGUGUUGCGAGAUCCUCCACAGACCUCAAUGCUGUACUUUCGCACAUGUGCGAGAGUACAGUUCUAAUGUCGACUCCUGGCAGCUGAAAUGCCAGGAACUGAAGAGGAGGGACAGGAAGAAGAUGGUGCUUGCAAGGGAACGAUUCAGGUAAGUAAAUCUCCACUUUUCCUGCCUCUCCCUCCUCCCCCCCAGCCUCUGGACUAUGAGCUGCGAUGUCACUGUCAGAAAUGCAAAGACCCCACACGGUGACAGAGCCACUUAAAUGAAUGUAGCGAUGCUACCACCAAACAAGUUUUUAUUAAUUCAUUUUCAGUACAUUUAUAAGUAUACAUUAUCAGAUAUACGAAUUUCAUCAAUUGUUAGUAGACUUGUGCACAAAUGCCUUUCAGCUGGUAUAAACAAAUCAAAUGACUUUUAAUCUGCACCUGAACUAACCAAUCUGUUCUGGGGUUUCCUGUGGAUUCUUAUUCAUUGAAUGCUUUAAAAGUGAACCUGUGAUGACAUAUCUGUUUGCAGUUUUCUAACAUCUGGCUUGAUUCAUGUUAUACAAUUAAAUGUUUCUUCCCAUGGUUCUAUUAAAAGCUCAUAUUGUAAUUUAUUUCCAUUACAUCUGUCUCCUACUGAGACCAUCAAUCAUGUUUCAGUGGCUAUAACUUUGUGUAAGACCUCUCCUGCAAACCCCAGUUUGGGAAGCAUAGACUUACUUCCCAUAACUGGUUAAAAGUCCCCAACACUUUAUGUUCGCUUUAUGGUAUGUAUAUAAAAUGUAUCUCUUUUCUUUCUUUAAGUUAAGUUAUUUGAGAUGACAGGUACCCUUUAAGUUUGACAUAACCGCCAUAGACUAGACGGCGUGCUCAGGCAACGAGGACCUAGUCUAGUCCUGUAUUAUGUCUGCUGUAGGUAAAAUGUAUGUGAUGUAGUCAGGGCCAGAUUAAGAGCCCAGUGGGCCUGGUGCUGACAAUUAUGAUGGGCCUAAUUACAAAAUCUUAUCAACCAAAAACACUUAAACAUUCCUACCUACCAAGUGUCAUGUAUCUGAUAGAGAUGGUGCUGGGUGCAGCUAUGAGAAAACACAUACCCUAUGCUAAUUUCAUGCUUUCAUCUUUUAAGUAAAUCCAUACCCCCUAACAGCAGUGUCCAGUAAAGCAGGAAGUCUAUGCAUGGGGUAAAAGUGUGGGCCACUGACGCAAAUCACAUAACCAGAACUGCCGAAAGGGGAGAACAUACCUAAAAGGGGGCAUGUCUGUGUCCGCAUGUAUCCCAGUCCCUUAGUGUCUGUGUCCCCAUGUCUCCCAGUGUCCACAUAUCACUAGGACACUAGGGGACAUUGAGAGACAUUGGUACACUGGGAGACAUGGGGAAACUGAGAUACUAGGGAACGCUGGGAGAUCUGGGGACACUGAGACACUUGGAGACAUGGGUACACUGGGUGACUUUUAGACCUGAAAGGGACACUGGGAGACAUAGGGCACUGAGACACUGUGAUACAUAGGGGACACUGUGAUAUAUAGGGGACACUGGAGACUUGAUAAAGACCUGGGUACAGGUCGAAACGUUGCAGUGUCCAAUAAACCUGCUUAAAUCUAUUACACUGAGUGCCUGAGAUUUUUUCUUUUAUACUAGGGGCACUGAGACACUGGGAGACAUUGGGACACUGAGACACUGGAAGACUAGGGGACUUUGGGAGACUGAGACACUAUGGACACUGGCACACUACGGACACUGAGAGACACCAUGGACACUGGGAGACAUGGGGACACUGAGAUACUAGGGACACUGGCUGGGAAACAUGGGGACACUGGGAGUGCCUCAUGUCUCCCAGGUCUCAAAGUCGCCCAGUGUCCCCAUAGAAACAUAGAAACAUAGAAUGUGACGGCAGAUAAGAACCAUUCGGCCCAUCUAGUCUGCCCAAUUUUCUAAAUACUUUCAUUAGUCCCUGGCCUUAUCUUAUAUUUAGGAUAGCCUUAUGCCUAUCCCACGCAUGCUUAAACUCCUUUACAGUGUUAACCUCUACCACUUCAGCUGGAAGGCUAUUCCAUGCAUCCACUACCCUCUCAGUAAAGUAAUACUUCCUGAUAUUAUUUUUAAACCUUUGUCCCUCUAAUUUAAGACUAUGUCCUCUUGUUGUGGUAGUUUUUCUUCUUUUAAAUAUAGUCUCCUCCUUUACUGUGUUGAUUCCCUUUAUAUAUUUAAAUGUUUCUAUCAUAUCCCCCCUGUCUCGUCUUUCCUCCAAGCUAUACAUGUUAAGAUCCUUUAACCUUUCCUGGUAAGUUUUAUCCCGCAAUCCAUGAACCAGUUUAGUAGCCCUUCUCUGAACCCUCUCUAAGGUAUCAAUAUCCUUCUGAAGAUACGGUCUCCAGUACUGUGUACAAUACUCCAAGUGAGGUCUCACCAGAGUUCUGUACAAUGGCAUGAGCACUUCCCUCUUUCUACUGCUAAUACCUCUCCCUAUACAACCAAGCAUUCUGCUAGCAUUUCCUGCUGCUCUAUUACAUUGUCUGCCUACCUUUAAGUCAUCAGAAAUAAUCACCCCUAAAUCCCUUUCCUCAUAUGUUGAGGUUAGGACUCUAUCAAAUAUUCUGUACUCUGCCCUUGGGUUUUUACGUCCAAGAUGCAUUAUCUUACACUUAUCCACAUUAAAUGUCAGUUGCCACAAUUCUGACCAUUUUUCUAGUUUACCUAAAUCAUUUGCCAUUUGGCUUAUCCCUCCUGGAACAUCAACCCUGUUGCAUAUCUUAGUAUCAUCAGCAAAAAGACAUACCUUGCCAUCAAGACCUUCUGCAAUAUCACUAAUAAAAAUAUUAAAGAGAAUGGGUCCAAGUACAGAUCCCUGAGGUACCCCACUGGUGACAGGUCCAAGCUUCGAAUAUAUUCCAUUAACUACAACCCUCUGUUGCCUGUCACUCAGCCACUGCCUUACCCAUUCAACAAUAUUGGAAUCCAAACUUAAAGAUUGCAGUUUAUUGAUAAGCCUUCUAUGUGCAACAGUGUAAAAAGCAUUACUGAAAUCUAGGUAAGUAAUGUCUACUGCACCACCCUGAUCUAUAAUUUUAGUUACCCAAUCAAAAAAAUCAAUAAGAUUAGUGAUCUCCCUGAAGUAAACCCAUGUUGUCUCUGAUCUUGAAAUACAUGUGUUUUUAGAUGUUCAACAAUCCUAUCCUUUAACAUGGUUUCCAUCACUUUCCCCACUACUGAAGUAAGGCUUACUGGCCUAUACGUGCCCGACUCCACCCUAUUACCUUUCUUGUAAAUGGGCACAACAUUCGCUAACUUCCAAUCUUCUGGGACUACUCCUGUUAACAAUGAUUGGUUAAAUAAAUCUGUUAAUGGUUUUGCUAGUACACCACUAAGCUCUUUUAAUAGCUGUGGGUAUAUUCCAUCAGGUCCCAUUGACUUAUUUGUCUUUACUUUUUGGACAGUUGAAAUAGAACCUCUUCCUCUGUAAACUCACGUGUAAUAAAUUACUCAUUUAUCCUUUUUCUCAACUGAGGUCCCUUUGCUUUAUUUUCAUCUGUAAAUACAGAACAAAAAUAUUCAUUGAGGCAGUCAGCUAGACCUUUAUCCUCUUCUAUAUACCUUCCUUCUUUUGUUUUUAAUCUAACUAAUCCUUGUUUUACUUUUCUUUUCUCAUUUAUGUAUCUAAAAAAUGUUGUUGUCCCCCUUUUUUACUGACUGUGCUAUUUUCUCUUCUGUGUGUGAUUUGGAAGCUCUUAUAACUUGCUUAGCCUCUUUCUGCCUAAUCUUAUAGAUCAUUUUGUCUUCCUCACUCUGGGUUUUUUUAUAAUUCCUAAAUGCUAACUUUUUGUUUUUAACUAUUUUGGCCACAUCUGCGGAGUACCACAGUGGUUUCUUUAAUUUUUUGCUUUUACUGACAAGCCUAAUGCAAUUUUCUGUUGCCUUCAAUAGUGCAACUUUUAAAUAAUCCCAUUUCUCUUGGACUCCAUUUAAAUUGCUCCAGUCUGAUAAUGACUCCUCUACACAUAUUCUAAUUUUUGAAAAGUCUGUUUUUCUAAAGUCUAAAACUUUUGUUUUUGUGUGAUGUGACUCAGUCACUGUUCUUAUUUUAAACCACACUGACUGAUGAUCACUGGAUCCUAAACUUUCACCUACAGUAAUAUCUGAUACCAAAUCUCCAUAUGUUAAUACUAAAUCUAGUAUGGCCUCUUUACGAGUUGGCUCUUCAACAACUUGUUUUAGAGACAAUCCCAGUAGUGAGUUUAGAAUAUGUGUGCUCCUGGCACAAGUAGCUAAUUUUGUUUUCCAAUUUACAUCAGGAAGAUUAAAGUCACCCAUGAUGAUAACUUCCCCUUCAUUGUCAUUUUAGCUAUUUCCUCAACUAGUAGAUUAUCUAACUCUUCAAUUUGUCCUGGGGGCCUAUAAAUCACACCUACACGAGUUACUGUGUGAUUACCAAAUUCUAACGUAACCCAAACGGACUCUAUGUUUGUCUCACUAACUUUUAUUAGGCUAGAUUUUAUGCUAUCCUUCACAUACAGGGCAACCCCUCCCCCUUUCUUGCCUUCCCUAUCUUUUCUAUAUAAAGAGUACCCUGGUAUUGCUAUGUCCCAGUCAUUUUUCUCAUUAUACCAUGUCUCAGUAACAGCGACUAAAUCUACACUAUAGUAUACAACUUAGAGGAACACUACAGUGUUAGGAAUACAGUUUUGUAUUCCUAACACUGUAGUGUUCCUCUAAGUUGUAUACUAUUUUUAAAAUUAUGUCUGUGAUAGCUUAUUUUACAUAUUUUGUAAAUUAGUUUUUAAAAAACCCAUUUGGUUACUAUAUUCAAAACACACUACAUCUUUUCUUAAAAAGACAACCUUUGGAGUGACCAGACAUUGGAAGCGGAUACCGAUCUUCCUCCAGGAUGGAGAACUAUCCGUGACACAUCUGGGACCUACUACUGGCAUGUACCAACGGGAACCACUCAAUGGCAACAUCCGUCACAUAACUCCACUUCAACUCACAGCUUGAGCACUAUUCACGAAAAGGUAAAAAUGUACGGCUACAUGCAUAUAACAUCUGUUUUUGACCUUGUAUUUAAUACAAUGGCCUUAAUUAAGUGCAGGUGUAUAAAUUGUGGCCAGGACAACAUAUGGUAGCAGAUUAUGAUUGAUUCUGAAUUAAUUAUACUAUGAUCUAGAAAUUCAUAUGUUCUUCUAAAUGCAUGUAAAAGAAAAAAAAACACAUUGCACGAGGGGAAAAAGACAAUCAUAUAAUAUAAUAAUAAUAUUAUUAAUAUUAUAACAGAAAAUGUGUAGAGAAUAGCCCUUUCCUAGAAUAUUAUAAUCUGAUUUCACCAUUAAUGCCUACAGUUUUAUAAAAUCUGUAAUGUAAAAUAAUAAAAUAGAAUGAAAUAUAAAAGUAAUUAAAUAAAUACAGCAAUAACUCACAAUAAUAAAUACAAUCAUUCUUACCCUGCCUGGUGUAUUCUUUGAAUGUAUCAAAGUGGGAGUCAUGCGCAGGGCUUUCCUUGCCCAAAAAACAAAUGUAUAUAAUACCACCUUACAACUCGAUUGGAUGAUUUGGGAAGUUAUUAGGCGCCAAUAUCAUAUUUAGUCCCCCCCCCCCCCAAACCGUUUAUUAUUUUUUUUUAUUUAGAAUUGACCAAAUCACAUUUGCAGGUCUCCUAACGUUUCGAAUUUUGGUGGGACAGUCCUUAUUUCAGGGUCCUUUCAUGCCAUCUCAAAUUAUUUUCUCGUGUCCCAUUUUCUGGGGGAAGGCACCAGGGAACUGUUCCCAGAAAGUUUAGCUUGAUUGCACCAUUAGACAUUGCUUUUUGUAUGGUUUGCACUUUGUGGGUCCCCAUGCUUGGUUGCCAGUCUGCAUGGUGUGCAAUUAGCAUCACUAGCCCACGCCAUUUUACCAUGCUCACCGGUGUUCUGUUCUAUGGAACGCUGGUGUUUGAGGGGUAUGUAUUUUAAUGAGUACUCAUAUUCUCAUUUAAUGAUUACAAGAACUUAAACAUUAGAUGUAUAAUAAACCACUUUUAACAAUACAAAAUUGUUCCAAGUGGGUUUUUGAGCUCUUCAGAAUCGGAUACAACUUCCCAAAGCUACAACACAUCCUAUCUCAUUUUUAUUUUUUAGAUGAAGUAAGCGUUUAAGAGUCAGUCUUUCAGUGUCAGGAUACACUAAUGUGCCCAACACGCAGAACUAAGUAAUAAAUAAAGAAAACCCUAAGAUGUAUUACUGGGCCUUUGAAAGGCCGGAUUUAACAUAUAAAAGGAAAAAUACAAGACGGGCUGAGGUCAAGAAUACAGAUAUAGCGUAAAUGGUAUGUAAGCCAAAAGUCAAGGGAUACAGAGAUCAGAAUAGAAAUAGAAACGCACUCUCCGAUAACCAGAAUGGAAACCACGACAGGUCACAGAGAAAUGGACAAAAAAGGUUUAAAUAGCUUAAGGUUUAAUAGCUUGAUUGGCUGCAGGGAAGCAUGUGACAGUGAACGUGUGUGUGUGACGUCACACACACGUUCCAAAUGGUUAGGCACUAGAAGGGUUAAUUAUGAACCUUAAAAGGUUCUAACUUGCAGCAGCCUGCGUCUCUAAUGUUUACAGACCCGGCCGGGAGGAGUAUCUGUCAGUGAGGCCGGGGGGGCAUCGCAGAAGGAGGUGCGUAAUCGGCGGCAUUCUCAUUGCUACGUGGGAAUGCUGCCGCAACAGGAUGCGCCCGCUGGGUCUCAGUUCACUCUCAGGCAGGACCUGGCUGGCUCCAUGACAUAAGGUGAGUAUUCAGCGGCAUUCCCCUUGCGAUGUGGGAAUGCUGCCACAACGAUACAUGCCAUACCGCUCUCUGGCAGGAGUGGACCCGGCGGGCGGUGUGACAUUCAGGUUCACCUGCAGCAAAAUUAUAGAAUAUAAAAAAGUCAUGCCUAUAUCCUACUUAACAAUAAAAACAUGAAAUCCGGAUGAUUAGUGCUUAUGUCAGCUUAUUGCGCUAAACACAAGUUUCAAGUCUGUCCCCUGUGCACAUUCUCAGGGCAUUGUAAAACAUAUUAAUGGAACAUACUGGAACACUCAUAUGCAUGUGGCGUGUUAUAUUCUGCUUUUGCACACGCAUGUUUGAUGCAUUAUCAUUGAUUUACAAGAGAAAUGGAGGUCUUUACAUUCAGAUAGGAUCGGUUCUGCUGAUCCAAGACAGUUGGUAUAAUAGAUUGCACUUUUUCCCAAUGUAAUCAAAUCACAGAUCCUCAUAUUUUCAGAUUGUGCAUAACUGCUAGACCGACUGUGAGACUCACUCAUAGCCAAAUAACAUUUUAAAAUGCUGCUAACAUGACAUAGCUUUUGCAUAUUUGUUGAUUAAUUAAAUUAAUUAAAUGCAACAUUGCAUUAUAGUGUAAGAAUCAAAAUAAUUUAAAAAUAAUAAUACUUUUUAAAAUGUAUUUAUUUUUUACCUAAUUUCCUUUUCGGUUUAGAAAGCCACCCAAGCCUCAGCCAGUAAUGUUUCUCCAGCUGGACCAAUUCCUGGAACAACAGCAAUUGCAGACAGAAGGUAGGAAAUUGCUGAUGUUUAAGCAAUGAAUAAAAUAUAAUGAAUUAUAUUUUGCAGGGUGCCAUUCAAUAGGCAUUUCUAUUUUCACUUUUUCUCCUUCAACAUAAGCAAAUGGUAAAAUAAUGCUGAUAUAUGAGCCAUGUAAAAUGGAUUUGUGUUUUUGGAGGGACUUGUUUUUCGGAGAAUCAUAGCUUCCAACAUUUCAUAUGGCUCAAAGAGGGACACUAUAAGCACCAAAGAACUUAAACCUAAUUAAGCAGUUUUUGUGUAUGGAACAUGAGUCUGCAGUCUCAUUACUCAAUUCUCUGCCAUUUAGGAGUUAAAUCACUUUUGUUUCUGUUAAUGCAACAUUAGCAUGGCUCUGAUUGGCAUGGCCAACAUGAAUAAAUAAUAAAAUUUUAUCUCCUAUUAAUUGAACUUUAAUCACACAGAUAGAAGGCUCUAGCAGGCUAACAACAGAGCGGGAGAUAUGACAUUCUAAAUUUAGCAGAAUGUGAAUUAAGAAAGUGUAAACAUCAGAUUUCUUUUUACCAUGCAGGGGUUGUGUCUCACCUCCUAAUAUGCUUCUGCUGGAAGUCUGGAUGUGUAAGCAGAGUCCUAAGGGGGCAUUGCCAGUGAUGCAAGCCGUGCCACUAUUGACACCCACAAUGGGAGGGCCCACCAAGAGAAGGAGUGAUCUUGUUCAAAAUGAACGGGUCAUCACAAAAAGGUCAGGGCCUGCAACUUGACAUCUACCAGGCCAUGCAGGGAGCACUGCUGAAGCGCUGCCUGCAUGAUCCUACUGCCCGCUGCACAGUGCGAGUGCAUCUAAUGAGCGGGACAGCAGGAAUCUCCCCAAAAUCAGAACAGUGCCACAAAAAGCGGGACAGUUGGGAGACAUGAGUGGUGUGACUAGAGCAGCAGAGCAGCAUAAACAAAGUAAUUUUAGCAGUUUGACCGGAUCUUAUAUAAAUUGUUCCUUUGAAAAACACGUUAAGGUUUAUUUUCAAGGGAUGUCUUAUUUCAUGGAGAAACGGUAGCAAGCAUGUGCUAGAAAGCAGGUCCACAUUCGGGGGAAUUCCCCAGAACAUUGACUAGUUCACGAGGGAAUGGAAUUCCGCAAAUCUAUUUUUAGGAAAAAUUCCCGAACAUAGAUUAGCGAACUAGCGACUAGGGCUUAUUUUCGGGGUAGGGCUUUUUUAUUACUAGCAACCAUAGCUUAUUUUCGAGGUAUGUUUUAUUUUUCAGGAAAACAGGGUAAAUAUAACUUGAACUUAAAGGAACACUAUAGUUUUAGGAAUAUGAACAUGUAUUCCUGACACUACAGUAUUAAAAAAAACAAAAAAACAUUUUAGGUGGCCGGCCCCACCUUGCCCCCAUUAAAAAAGUUACAUUUAAUUUGAAUCAAUGCAUCUCUAUUAGGAAUGUUCAGCCCCUCUAUGCAGAGUGUGGAGAUGCUGAAUGUAAGUGCUGCACAAUGUAGAUCACUGACCCAGGAAGCUCCUUUAGUGGCUGUCUGAGUGACGGCCACAAAGUGUGUUCAUAGACAGCAAUGUAAACACUGCUUUUUCUCUGAAAAGACAGUGUUUACUGUUUUCAAAGAAAAGGCAGUGUUUACAUUAAAAAGCCUGCGGGAGUGUCAUCCUCAAAUAUGACACCAAGCUUGAAGUUUUGAGCCUAUUAUAUAACAGGCUCUUAACCAGGUGAGCACAUUUUCAUCACUUUGUGAUUUUUCACCUGAAAAUACUGAUUGCACCCAGAUUUCUCUUCUGUCUUUUUUAUAUUUUAUAUAUUUACUGUGAAGAUAAUCCUCACCAACUUGGUUGAAAGAAAAGGUUAAUGUGGCCACCUAUUUAAGGCACGAAAGCCACACUGUUUAGAGCCUAUACCUAUAAAAGGCUCUAUUACAUGUGAGUUGUAUACACAUAUAAUACCUACCAACUAUUUAUAUAUUAACAAUAUUUCACUAUAUUGUGUUUUAUCUUAUUCUAUUUCAUGCUUAGGAAAUCUAACCCCCUGUAUCUAUAAGGAGUAAGUUUGUCAAUUUUCAAAGCGCUGCACUCGUAGGUGGUGGUGUAAAUCACCUACCUUUAAGUUGCAUUUUUUUUUUGGGGAAGAAAUAAAACAUACCUUGUGUAGUAGGGUUGCUUCCUGGGCCAGUGUCUCCAUGCUCUACAUGCAAGUGCUGAACGUGCCUCAUAGAGAUGCAUUGAUUCAAUGCAUCUCUAUGAGGAGAUGCUCAUUGGCACACACAAUGUUUUGUUGUGCAUGGGCAAUAACUUUCUACUGCUUUGUGAUUAAAUCCCCUUUUUACUGAGAUCAGAGGGGCGCCGGUCACCUAAAUAGCCACUUCAGGACUAUAGUGUUAGGAAUAGAUGUUUGCAUUCGUGAUACUAUAGUGUUCCUUUAAUUUUCUGGGCUGUUCAAAAGUAUGCUUAGAAGAAAAACUGCAGUAAAGUCAUAUUUUUCAGUCAUUCCAAGUAAAUGGCAAAAGCAUGAAUAAGGCGGCAGGUUAAAUAAUUUAAAAUGUGAGCUUUCAAUAGAAAUGAUUGUGCGUGGAGUCCGACCGAAUGGUAAAUGAUGAUUUAGUAAAUAAGAGUGAAAUUUUAGUUUUAAUCCAGUUCUGCCUUCAAAAGGCUGCUUGAAUGCAUUAAAUAAAGAUAAAUUCUGUAAUGUCACUAACACAUGGUGUGUGAUGAUAUAACUCUAAAUGUGAACAUGUGUACGCAUAUAUUUUCAGAUAAACAAGUGAAUGAGUCAGAUCAGAUAUUGCCUGGGGGAUUGUAGAUUGUGAUUGGUUUUGACAUGUUGCUUGAGGUCAUCAUAUGAGUCAUCACACAAGGAGGUUCCAGCAGGUCAUUCCUAGCUCAAUGUAAGAUAGUAAAGGGAGAUGUUCUUUAACCUCUUGAGGGAAAGGUUUAGUCAAAAUCUUUCCUUUUGUGAUAGUCUUCACAGAGUUCGAGUCUUUAACGGUUAAACAAUGAUAAGUCACAGGAGUGCAGGUCUAGCAUUUCAAAGUAGGUCAAGACAUCUGUUCCCAAUAUAUAAAUAAAUCACUCUAACAACAUAGGGUAUUGUGGACUACAAAGAAUGUCAGGAAAAUAAAGGCUAAUAUUUAACUUAAUGCUCACGUGUGAUUCUCUGAAGCAAUUUUAAAACUUAAUCAUUAUCCUCAUUUAUUCACUCAGCUCUUAUACUUUUAUUAUUAUUAUUAUUAUAUUUAUAUAGCGCCAUCAAAUUCCGCAGUGCUUUACAAUAGGUGGACGAACAGACAUGUAGGUGUAACCAGACAUGUUGGACACACAGGAACAAGGGGGUUGAUGGCCCUGCUCAAUGAGCUUAUAUGCUAGAGGGAGUGGGGUAAAAUGACACAAAAAGGUAAGGAUAGUAUUAGACUAGUGAGAGUUGCAGAAGAGGAAUCAGUCAGGAGCUAUUAACAGUUUAAUUGAUACUCUUUUAUAAAGAAGUGGGUUUUUAACGAUUUUUUGAAGGGGCGGAGACUGGGUGAGCAUCUAACAGAGGAGGGAAGUGAGUUCCACAGGAACAGUGCAGCCCUCGGGAAAUCUUGAAGGCAAGCAUCAGAGGUGGGAGUAUGGACAGAAGAUAGACGCAAGUCUUCAGCAGAUCGUAAGGGCUUAGACAGGACAUACUUGUGUAUAAGGCAGGAAAGGUGGGAGCAGCAUUAUGUAGAGAUUUGAAAGGGUAGGACCGGCAUGACGGGAAAUUUUCCGUCAUGCGUCCUUAAGGGGUUAAAUACAGUAGAACCAUGACAAAUUCACAAUGGUACAAUCAUAUGUAAAGACACAUUGGUUAUUCGUAGCAUAGAUUGAGGAUUUGGCGAUAGAUUGAACAUGAGGCUUGAAGGAGAGGUCAGAGUCAAAGAGAACACCUAGGCAGCGAGCCUGCGUGGUUGAGCUGAUGGUAGCACCGUUGACUUGGAGGGAGGGAGACACAGGAGUAACAACACUUGAGGGAGGAAAGACCAGAAUUUCAGUUUUGGUCAAGUUUAGUUUAAGGAAGUGGGCAGCCAUCCGGUUAGAAAUAGCAGAGAGGCAGUCAGAGACACUAGUCAAGAGGGACGGGGAGAGAUCAGGAGAGGACAGGUAGAUUUGCAUGUCAUCUGCAUAGAAAUGAUAUUGGAAGGCAGGCAGUAUAGAUGGAGAACAGUAGGGGACUAAGGACUGAACCUUGGGGGACACCAACAGAGAGGAGUUGGGGAGAAGAAGCAGAGCAGAGCCAGAGAAACAAACACUGAAAGAGCACUGGGAGAGGUAGGAGGAGCACCAGGAGAGAGCAAUAUUUUGUAGAUCGAUAUUGCGGAGGAUGAGAAGAAGCUGUUGAUGAUCAACAGUGUCAAAAGCCGCAGACAGGUCAAGGAGAAUUAGGAUAGAGUAGUGACCACGAGAUUUUGCAGCGAGUAGAUCAUUGGAUACUUUGGUCAGUGCCGUUUCCACAGAAUGCUUAGCGCGGAAACCAGACUGAAGCGGGUCUAGCAGAGAGUUGGACUCGAGGAAGUUUGUCAAUCUCGCAUACACAAUUCGUUCAAGGAUCUUGGAUGCAAAAGGCAGUAGCGAGAUAAGACUAUAGUUGGAUGGGGAGUUAGGGUCAAGAUUAGGCUUCUUUAGAAUUGGGGUUACAGUUGCAUGUUUGAAGGGCGAUGGAAAUAUACAAGAGGAGAGAGAUAGAUUAAGAAUUUUAGUGAGAGGUGGAGAAAGAGAAGAACAUGCAGCCAACUGUGUAUGUUAUUAAUCAUGACUGGAUUUGCAAGAAAUGUGUGAAGUGAAUUGUGAAGUUCUUAAAUAAUUUCAUAUAAUUACAUAACUAAAUUAACUAAUUAGUUCAUGAUUUGGCCAUGGCAAUUCUAUUGGUGGUGUGGAAAUUAAUGAAACAAGCAGGUAUGUUCUCUGUUGAUGUCCCUCUCAUUUCUGUUGCUAGGUAGGGAUUCAUGUGAGACCCCAGAAACCCCAUAAAACUAGGAGGGAUCUGCUCAAUGUCUUCUUAUCACUAAUCCAUAUGCAGAGAGUGAGUGUUUCAUAUUCUUGGGUGGGUGAAACUAAGACUGCCCAUCCACCUUUUGAAUUGGUGUUACAUAUUAAAGACCCUCUAAAAUUUUAUUAUUUGCUUAGUGCCCCCAGUUUGAUGGCUCCCUAUAUGCAAAGGUUGCCUACAUGAUAGCAUCCCCAUCUCCUCAAUCAUGUCUGGCAUAAUUAUUAAUGAGGGGGUUCUGUGGAUCCCCGUUAUCACUUGUCUAAGUCCUGGGACACUUAAUCAAUAAUCCAGGAUAGCAGAGUACAGGUCCAAAAUCAGGACUGUACCAAUGGAGGCAGCUCAGAUGCAUGGUAUGAUGAUAAACAUAACAAGGAACCUGCACACCAAAAUAGCCAAGUUUUAUCAGCCCGGUGUCAUACAAACAGAUCUAGUGUAUAACCAUGAUGGCCGGAGUCUUCUAAUUAUCUAUGCUAUUACACAAAUCCAUACUCAUUCUAUAUAGCCACAUUAUAGACGGUCAGGGUGCUUAUAGUUAUUUUGUGAUAGGAAUUUUUGUCCUGUUAAAGGUAUCAAAACAUAAUUUACAUUUGCUAUAAGCAAAUAUGGCAAACUGCUAGAAUUUCUCUAGAAAAUAAUUUUCUAAAUAAAGUUUUCAGUUUUGCAUAGGAUAACUUUCAAUAUAACUGAUACAAAAAAAAUAAAAAAUAAUAAUAAAAAUCUACCAAGGCUCCAGGAGGAGGAUGAGAAUAUGACAGGGUCUCCUGCAAACUGCUAGGCGGGAGUAAAAUGCAUGUUCUAUCUCCCAUAAUUCCCAUACAUACUGAUAGUAUACCUCCCUGCUGACUUAUGCAUGUUUGGUGUAAUCAAGGUCAUUGUUGGCUCCAUCAGCCUCCCUGCUGGUGUUUCGAUUUCCCCUUUGGAGUAAAAUGAAAAAUGCAAUUUGAAAAGCAAACACCUUAUACAAAAUUUCUAUUCCCAAGAUUCAAAAGGUAAAGGAACACUAUAGUCACCUAAAUUACUUUAGCUAAAUAAAGCAGUUUUAGUGUACAUAUCAUUCCCCUGCAAUUUCACUGCUCAAUUCACUGUCAUUUAGGAGUUAAAUCACUUUGUUUCUGUUUAUGCAGUCCUAGCCACACCUCCCCUGGCUAUGAUUGACAGAGCCUGCAUGAAAAAAAAAACUGGUUUCACUUUCAAACAGAUGUAAUUUACCUUAAAUAAUUGUAUCUCAAUCUCUAAAUUGAACUUUAAUCACAUACAGGAGGCUCUUGCAGGGUCUAGCACGCUAUUAACAUAGCAGGGGAUAAGAAAAUCUUAAUUAAACCGAACUUGCAAUAAAGAAAGCCUAAAUAGGGCUCUCUUUACAGGAAGUGUUUAUGGAAGCCUGUGCAAGUCACAUGCAGGGAGGUGUGACUAAGGUUCAUAAACAAAGGGAUUUAAAUUCUAAAUGGUAGAGGAUUGAGCAAAACUGCUUCAUUAAGCUAAAGUUGUUCAGGUGACUAUAGUGUCCCUUUAAUUACAAACAAUACGAAUUUCCAUUACUGAAUGGCCUAACAUGAUUGUUUAUGUAGGCACAUUUGUAGGAUUUAUUUUAAUUCUUCUUUCCAUCUUGGGGUUUAUUCAAUGUAUACAGGUGAUGCUGUUCUUGCACUAUUCUACAAAUGUCGAUAAUAAUGUAUUUCCCAUGUAGUCAGGCUAUAUUAUACAUACAGUAUCUCACAAUAUGUUAGGGUUUUUUUAUUUUUUUUAUUUACUAAAGUGAGAACUCAAAGUGAAUUUCAAAUUUUAAGGAACACUAUAGUAAUAGACAUACAAAAAUGUACUCCUAAGGCUACAGUGUUCUAGUAACUAUUUAGAUUACCAGGCCCUCCUUAAAGGAAAUAAAUAGAUUAACUCACCUUUACUCCUCCCGUGUGCCUGUCUCCCUGGCUUAGAUCACCAAUCCUGACAAUCUCAGCCAAUCCAGUGCUUCUUCGUAGGGAAUCAUUGGGAGUCAAAUGCACAUGCACAGCAAAUCGCCAGUCUGUGCCAAUCAGCAUCUCCUCAUAGGAAUGUAUUGAAUCAAUGCAUCCCUACAGGGAGCGUUCAGUGUUUUCAUGCAGAGUGUCUAGACCAAGGGUAGGCAACCUACGGCACUAGUGCCAUGCACAGCACUCAAGGUGUCUUUGCACGGCACUCAAGGCUGCUAGAGACAAACAGGCUCUGGCCUAUCAGGAGUCCCAGUGAAACUUCAGAUAUCUGCUAAUCCGAAGAGGUGGUGAAUGACAAUCCUCAAUUUAUGCAUUGCAGCACAUAGAGGAAGUGAUCUCGGAUCUGUAGUAGAGCAGCCUGCAGCUGCUAUUGCAGCUCCUGUCCUUGACCUGUACCAGGCCAGCCUGGUCCCCACUGGAACCCAGGGAAGCCACCCACACUGCUAGAUAUACACAGAAAUGCAGAAUAAUCCUCCUCUCCUACAAAUAAUACGAACUGCCCACACACAAACACAACACAUAAUCUGCACAAACGUAGCCCGCUAACAAUCCACAUACAUGCACACAACCCCAUAUGCAGCCUCUCACAUGCAAUACACCAAACAGCCCCCACACACUACCAAACACACAAUGUGACAUAUCCAUCCACACACAAUUCCACAAGCAGCCCUCAUACACAGCCCACAUUCAUACGUAUCAUACACGAUACCACAAACUACUAAUGAACAUAUACAAUAUAAUAGCUUAUACACGCACAAAUACAACAAUACAAAGCAAUCACAGUAAAAAUAACAGAAUACGGCAGUACACACACCUCAAUUUAAAAAAAUAGGACCGGCCCACUACGGGACAUCACAAUCCUAUUUUGGCACAGUGCUGCUAAAAGGUUGCCUAUCCCUGGUCUAGACACUGAACCCAGGAAGCCCCACUAGUGCCUGUCGAGGUGGUGUUAGGCAGCAGUGAAAACAGUACCUUUUUUCAUAAAAAGCAGUGCUUUUACACUGCUGAACUUGCAAAGAUAGGCUCUAUGCCCCAGAACCAGAACCAUUACAUUAAGCUGACUUAGAGACUUUUUCUAGUUUGCCUAUUUGGAUUAAAUUUGAAAUUCACUUUGAAUUCUCACUGUAGUAAAUAACUCUGACAAUCUCCAAAUGGAACACCUACAGCAAUACCACUAAUUCAUUUGAGGCAUUCUAGAUACUUCCCUAGGACAUUGGAUGCUUGUGAAUGCUUUUUUUUUUUUUUUUUGGAGGUGGGUUUGUUGUUGUGGGAAGUUUAUGAAUAUUUCAUACUUAUGUGAACCUGUCAUUCAAAAUUGACCCUGUGGACAAUUUAUGAGUAAAAUUCUGCAAUAGUCACUUCUGAUAAUUUGUUGAAUUUACUUUGUUUUAAAGGCAUUCCAUUCCUUGGCAUGAUGAGGACUUAUUCUACAAUAUUGAUGAGCCAGGCUGUAAGGUAAUAUAACUAAUUAUCUUACUAUAUACUGCAAUUACCUAAAUGUACCAUAUUUGAAGUUAAUUAUACAGCAGGCCUCCCAACACUCCUAAAAUUAGCUGUAUGGUGCCCCUUCCACUUUGUUCCCUGGUAUCCCGCUUAUGGGGUAUCCUGUUUAUACUGCGUUUGUACUGGAACUGUCCUUAAAAGUGUAGCGUGAGUGCAUCAGUAUCUGGGCUGGACUGGAAAUGAAAACCAGCCCUGGAACUAAUUGCAUACCAGCCCAACAGCAUACAAACUAAUACACUGCCUCCAAGGGCCGGCGCAUUCUAUAAGGCAACCAAGGCCUCUGUAGAAAGCCACAGACAGGUGCAAUACUGCUCGGGCCGGUGCGUCCAUUAGGGCUCAUCGGCCCGGCGCACAAGUAUGAGGAAUCAGCAGGAGGGAAGCGCACAGCGCUCCCUCCUGUCAGUCCCUCAGUGUAGCAAGCCAAGCUCCUCUCCGGUCCGUGGUACCUGGUGGACUGACACGGAGUGCUCACUCAGUGUGCACUUCCUGUCAGUCUGGCCAGGUACAGGAAACAGAAGCUCCUGUACCGCGGACCGGAGAGGAGCUCGGUCACGCUACACAGGGUAGGGGGGGUCCACUAAGGGAGGGAGGGGGGUCAGGAGAACUUUGGAGGGUGGGGGAGGAGAAUGGUGGGGGGAGGAGAAUGUAGGGGGAGUCCACUAAGGGGAGGAGGAGAACGUGGGGGGAACAGUCCACUGCUAGGGAGGAGGUGAGGAGAAUGUGUGGGGGGAGAGACCACUAAGGGGUGGUGAGGCAAGACCACAAGGAGGGUGGGAGAGGAGAGACCACUAAGGAGGGAGGUGGGGUGGAGGUGAGACCACUAAGGGGGGUGGGAGAGGAGAGACCACUAAGGGAGGGGGUCUCUCCACAGGGGAGGAGAGAAAAGACCACUAAGGGACAGAGGAGAGAACUAAGGGACAGAAGGGAGAGCUCUAUAAGUCAGGGGGAAGGGGAGAGCUCUAAGGGAUGGGGGGGUUGGAGAGAGCACUAAGGGGUGGGGGGAGCACCAAGGGACGGGACAGGGGGUAGGAGAGAGCACUAGGAGACAGGAGGGGAGAGAUCUAAGAGACAGGAGGGAGAGCUCUAAGGGAAAGAAGAGGAGAGCUCUAAGAGACAGGAAGGUAGAGGAGAGACCACUAGGGGAGGGUGGGGGGAGAGGAGAGACAAAUAAGGGAGGUGGGGGGAGGGAGGAGAGACAACAAAGGGUGGAGAGGAGAGACCACUAAUGGAAAAGGGUUGAAGAGGGGAGAUACCACUAAUGGAAAGGGGUGGAAGGGGGGAGAGACCACUAAUGGAAAAGGGGGGAGAGGAGAGACAACUAAUGGAAAGGGAAGGGAGGAGAGACCACUAAGGAGGGGGAGGAGAGACCACUAGGGGAGGCAGAGGAGAGCAGAGACCACUAAUGGGGAGACGAGAGACCACUAUUGGAAAGGGGGGGAGAAGACGAGAGACCACUAGGGGAGGCAGAGGAGAGCAGAGACCACUAAUGGGGAGACGAGAGACCACUAUUGGAAAGGGGAGGAGAAGAGUAGAGACCAAUAAAGGACAGGGGAGGAGAGAAAAGACCACUAAGGGACAGAGGAGAGAACUAAGGGACAGAAGGGAGAGCUCUAUAAGUCAGGGGGAAGGGGAGACCUCUAAGGGAUGGGGGGUAGGAGAGAGCACUAAGGGGUGGGGGGAGCACCAAGGCACAGGACAGGGGGUAGGAGAGAGCACUAGGAGACAGGAGGGGAGAGAUCUAAGAGACAGGAGGGAGAGCUCUAAGGGAAAGAAGAGGAGAGCUCUAAGAGACAGGAAGGGAGAGCACUAUGGGAAAGGGGGCAGGAAGAUCACUAAGGGACAGGGAGAUCACUAAGGGACAGUGGGGCAGGGGAGAGCACUAAGGGAUAGGAGGGGAGAGAGGCUGGGGACGGGGGGAAAGAGAAGCACAAAGGGGCUGGUAGGACUCAGCCCCUAUCCUACCCAAAAAACUAUCUCUUUCACACUACACAGACACACAAAUACACACAUUGCAUCCCUAUACAUACACAGAGAAACACACAAUGCAUCCAUUACACACACACACACACACACACACACACACAAUGCAACCCUUACACACAAAGACAAUGCAUCCUUUGCACACAUACACAGAAACACACAAUGUAUCCCUUACACACACACGCAAAUACACACUGCUUCUCUUACACACACCCCUUACAGACACACACACUGCAUCCCUUACAUGCACAGAAACACACCUUGCAUCCCUUACGCAUACAAACACAGAUUCACACAAUACAUCCCUUACACAAAAACACACACUGCUUUCUAUCCCUUACACAAAAACACACUGCAUCCACUACACACACAUUGCAUCACCUACACAAACUGGUAUGACCAUACACUACAUUCCAAAAGCACACACUUUAGAUCCUCUACACUAACACGUAGCACAUCCCCUACACACUCCACUCCCUGUGAGCGAACUCAUGGGUGGAACUUGUAGAUGGACUUAUGGGUGGGCCUUAUGGGCAUACUCACCGACAGGCCCUGGAGCCCAGACCUUGAGCUGUGUAAGGGGCACCAAAAAAUGGAGCUGCUUCCCGUUCUCCCAGAACAUUGAAUUUUGUGACCACAUUUACAAACAGCCUCCAGAGAGCCACCAGACACCAGACUAGUGGAGCCAGACUGCAGCCAGAGCCCAACACCAUUCUCAUCUGGUUGUAAGUAGGCAAUCUAGUAUAUUAUUGGUGGCACUAAUCUCUAAUUUACCUAAACAUUAAAGGGACACUAUAGUCCCCAGAAGCACUGCAGCUUAAUGAAGUGGUUCCGGUGUCUAUAGCCUAUCCCUGCAGGCUUUUUAACGUAAACACACACUGUGUGCAGCACUGGCGUUAGUUCAUAUGGCAGAUCAUAUGGGUGGGGCAUUGUGAUGUCACAUGGGGGGGUGGCAAAUCUUUCUUUUGUCUAGGGGAGCAAAAAUCCUUGCACUGGCCCUGUUGCCCCCAUUCCACCAUCCCUCCACUCUAAUACACUGCUCCCCUCCACCCUCCCCCCCCAAUUCAAUACACUGCCACUACUUCCUUCCCCCAAUUUAAAACACUGCCCACUCCGCCAAUCUAAAAUACUGCCUCUGCUUCCUCUCCCUAAUUUAAUACACAGCCCCCUCCCACCAAUACACUGCCCCGACACACUCCAAUUUAAUACACUACUUUCCCCCCAAUUUAUUACACUGCCCUCCCCCUUCCUCCCCAAUUUAAUAUACUGCUCUCUCCCACCACCCAAUUAAACACAUUGCCCUCCUCCAAUGUAAUACACUGCCUUCCCCCUUAUUUCCCCAAUUAAAUACACUGACCUCCCCCUAAAUUAAUACACCACCCUCCCCCUCACUACCCCCAAUUUAAUACAUUGCUCUCCCCCCUCCCCAAUGUAAUACACAACCCCCUUCCCCAACUGAAUACGUUGCGCCACCUCCCCCAAUUUAAUACAUUGCUCUUCCCCCAAUUUAAUACACUGCCCCCAAUUUAAUACAUUGCUCUCCCCCAUUGCCUCAAUUAAAUACACUACCCUCCCCCAAUUCAAUACAAUACCCUCCCCCUCAUUCCCCCAAUAAAAUACAAUAUAAUACCCUCCCCCUCACUCCCCCAUUGCCCCAAUUAACUACACUGCCCUCCCCCCAAUUCAAUACAUUCUCUUCCCCCUACACUCAAUUUAAUACACUGCCCACCCUCUCAAUGUAAUACACUGCCCACCUCCUAAUUAAACAGGAAGGUCCCCCACGCCCCUCUUCCCCUACCUCAAGAUGAGCCCUCCUCCAGUUCCAGUCCAGCCUGCACAAUUCUCUGCUCAAGCAGGCACUGCGAGCAGGAGGUAAGGUGCACUGGCUGGGCCACUGUCAGCCACUGUGCGCACUGAAGCUCCGCCGCUGCACUCCUGCUGGAUAUGACUGCAUACGCUGCAUGCUCAUAUCCGGUGGCCAGCAAGGACCAAUACUUUAAGAUCCUGGGGAUGCUGGCAGUCGCAGGAACACGCGAUCGGUCACACAGAUAGGUAAGGCUGACUUUCCUAUCUUGCGGCUGAUUGCAGCCGCAGCACAAAGUGGCCCCGGGGAAGGCGGCCUACCGGGAAAUCUCCCCAUAUCCCAGUAGGCCAGUCCAGCCCUGAUCAGUAUACAUGCUUGUGCUACACUCAAGGCACUAGCCCCUGCAGAGAGCACUGAAACAUGGGCUAGAUUGCUUAAUUAGUGUGCAACCUGGCAAUGCAUUUACUCCAAGCUCACCUGCCAAUUCUUCAAACUGACCCAUCUCCAUUCUGGUUGGGUGCAUCCCCUUUGAGUGGUCACAGGGAUGCAGUUCACAUCACUGGUCUAUCCCUUUUAUCUCCCUCCAUCAUAAUUAUGGAUGCAGAUUUGAAUUCAGUGGAUACUGGUAGAAUACUGGGUUAAUGCCGUGUGUACAUGGUUAAUACAGCAUGGUGGGGGUAGUUGAACUGGUGCGAGUUAGAUAUAGAGGGGGUAGGGGUUGAGAGGAGACAUGACAUUUACUCUUGAAUGGAGCCCCCUCGUUUGUUUGCCCUAGCAAUAACCUUAAUAGCGUUACAUGGCAUCCAUUGGACUUAGUCCUAGAUUUCUGAAUAGACAAAGUAGCUGUCUGCCUACUUUUAUUUUUUAAAUAAAAAUUUGGUGACGGAUUAAUUCUACAUGCUGGAGUGUGGCGCGUAAACUUUAACAUAGAGUGCUGGUGGGAGAAACAGGGAGUGGAUGAGAUCAUUCAGUAGCUGGUGUCUCAUUACCAAAUUAAUAUUAGUGCACAAGUCUUUCUAAACUACUCAUCUUGUCUCAUAAGCGGUGUGUUUUCAGCUACUAAAUGAACUAAAGCACACUGUUAGAUGUCAUUAAGAUUGUCAACUAUGACCCAUCACUGGUUAAACAUUUCAUACACAUUGGAACAUUGAAGUAGAAAUAUCAUUUAAACCUGUCAGGAGUGAUUACAUUUUUUAAAUAUAUAAUAUAUUUGGGUUCUAGUUCUGCUAUCUCCAAACUAAUGAAAUCAUUUGUCCUGAUUAUGGUUUCUGGGGUGAAUAAAAGCUAACUUUUUAAUUAUAUGCACUUUUUCACAGCUGCCACACCGUUAAUACAGUCACAACCUCGUUAAUCCUAUGGCUUGGAUCUAUGCAUCCAUUUUGUUUGCAGCUAACCUCAGGAUUUUGGAGAAACAAUCUUAUAAUUAAUAAAGAGCAGUCAUUAAUGUUAUUGAUCAAACGUAGCUGCUGGAUUAUAAUUUACCCCAUGGUUUAAAAGCUUUCUGGGAGCGUCCAAUACUUUCCAUAUUGAUAAAAUGUUAUUGUAAUAAUAGAAAGUGGCAAAGAGCACACAACAAUAUGGAAAGAAGAAGACAAACUCUCUUGUACUUCCCACACUCUUGAAGUGCUAAACCAAAGUAGCUGAAAUGUAUAAAUUCCCCAACUCAUCUCUCUGCGCAAAUAAUUCAAAAUGUGAUUUCUAAUUCAUUGUUUAGUGGAGUUUUUGCAUUGUUUGUUUUAAUUGAUUUAUUUUAUUGCAAAGAAUUAACAGUACAUUCUGUGUUUUAUUAGAGUUUUGCUGUUCAUUGCCUUGGGUGGGUUGAAAUUCCAGAAGAAGACCUUGCUCCAGGGAAAAGCAGUAUUACGGUUAAUAACUGCAUCCAGCAACUUGCUCAUACUACAUGUGAUGGGCCAGAUAUAAUAGGCUCAGGAAAUGAAGUGAGUAAACUCUGCAUAAGGACAUUGAUCAUGCUAUAUCAGAUUAUUCAAAAAGAUUAAUUGAUUUUAGUGAGAUCAUUAGUUGGGAAUUAAUAUCCCAGCUCUCCUAAAUGCUAUGGUAAAAAUACCAUAAACAAUGAGCAGUAUCAUAAAGAAUAGUAUUAAUAGUUCAAAGCAAAUUUUGUUUAUUCCGAACAGACAGAAUAGACAUAUUUAGCACAGUAGACAGAAAUUAGGUCUUUAACGAUACUAUGUGUAAAUGUCACUGUUUAGACAUUAUAGAAUAUGAGAGACCUACAAAUGAAUUACAAGUCAAACCUUUAAUCAGUCAUGGGUGUUGAUAUAUUUGCCUCCCUCAUUGCAAAGAUGUACACUAGAGUACAGAAGGCAUUAUGUUGACAUGAUGUGUGUUGAGUAGGUUCACGUGACAAGCUAGUAUGGUAGCGUAAAUAUUACCUGCUAUACUUUUUGGUAAAAUCAGUUAAUCUAUUUUACUUGGUGCAAUGAAUGAUGAUUUAUUUCAUAUUGAAGAAGCCUCAAAAGUAAGUGGUUAAUGGAUGUGGUAUCUAAGAUUUGAUCUACUCGUAGAAAUGCGAAAAGUAAUAUGUUUUUUGUAAUUUUGUGAUGUCUUCAACAAUGAAUAUGAAUUAAGUCCAGUUAUCUGGUUAUCUGAAUAUUUAUAUUGAAUUUAAGUCAUGUUAAAAUGAUUUUCAAAUUUACAAAUAACUUUAACUUCUUUAAUAUAAGGAAGAUAUAUAUUUUUAGUAUGAAGUCCAAAUGAUGUAAUCAUGGCAUCUAUAUCCUAAGAUGCACGCAGUUUUAGUACACUUUUAGCCAAUUAGCAGAGACUGGAGGUGUUUGGUCUAUUAGCAGAACAUUUUCUCUCCUAUUGCCGUGAGAAAUGCUGGUUGUCACAGGUAAAUGGCAUAAGGAGCUUGUAUCAGUUAUCAAUAAAAAUGGCCUCUCUCAGCUUGUAGCGUAAUAUGCAUUAGGUAGCAUCAGCAUGCACGUUCCACGCAUGGUACAUGCCAUUUUUUUCACCAUUCAAAGAGCACUGUAAAAAUCAAUUCUGAACAAUGCACAGUUCAUCCUAAAUCCUUAAUAUUGUUUAUUAGGGACAGAACAUGGUGAUGAUUUUAAAGAAAGAUACUAUGAGCUUAGUGGACCCACUUGAUCACAGUUUGAUACACUCUCAACCCAUCAUCAACAUUCGCGUGUGGGGUGUUGGCUGCAAUAAUGGCAGGUAAGAUGAGAUAACAUGUUAUCCAAUUAGAUAACAUUAAAUGACACUCUGAGCACGAGUUAUUCCCAUUUUAAAUAAUGCAUUGUGUGGAAAAGGCAUCAUAAAUGUAAAAUAUUUUUUUUUUUAGAAAUAAAGGUAUUUAUUGGAACACUAUAGCGUCAGGAAUACAAACGUGUUGCCCCCUGGUCCCCCCUUUCCAACCUAAAUAUACUAAAAUCUUGCCUUAUUUCCGGUGCCAUGCAGGUCUGUUGGUGCUGGCUCUACUCCCAAUCCACCUUCAUGGCUGACAUCAUCAGAAGUGAUGAUCUUAGCCAAUCACAAUGUUUCCCCAUAGGUUCAGAGGGGGAGGGCAGAGUCAGAUACCACCCAGGACAAUCAGCAUCUCCUCAUAGAGAUGCAUUGAAUAAAUCUGAAAAGACAGUUUUACAACAAAAAGAAUGCAGUGACAUGGCAUACUCAGCAGAACAACUACAUUAAGCUGUCGUUGUUCUGGUGACAUAUUGUCCCUUUAACCUUAGGAUCGUCCGCACUGAGUCCUCCUCACAAUAGGAACUAAAUGAAACCUCUUUCAUUCUGAUUCUAGUCUUCCCAUGGUCUUCCAUGGAAGUGUGAGCAUAUCCCAUAAACCUGCCAAGAGAAUUCAAAUGUAGUUCAGCACAACAUUUUCAUUUGUAAGCCUUGAAAUAGUUCCCUCUAAGUUGUUUUUUUUCACAAAAAGAGAUAACAAGUCUGUCACUAUACCUAGUAAUGAGGGUUAGAACAUUGAUUGGGAUUCCUCAUCUAUCAUUUCAUCACCUCCAUCUUAUAACUGAUGCUAUAGUGAUAAGUGAUGACAUAUUCAAUGAUUAAACAAUACAUAAAAAUCAGUAUGUCAUAGCCUAUAUAGGGUAGACACAACCAGUAGAGUUGUGGAGGAUGGGUAGAUGAAAGAUCUUCCUGGCAGGCCCAGUGCCCAGAGAGCAUGUGUCUAGUACAUCUAAUGGGUGCACACCAUGUGUAUUGCUCCCGUGUCCUCUGGCACCUCUGAAUGUAUCAGAGCAUUGUCUCCUUGUUACCACAGUGAUGUUAAGAUGUCAGUAAAUAAUAUUUUAUCUGUAGUACACACACUCACUGACACCAAAAACAGCCCCCUUCAAACAUACACAUCCUAAUCAAUCGGCUCCCCAAACAUGGAAAUAUGGCCUCCCUCCAACUAUAUAUAUAUAUAAUGUGCUAGUCAUGCAUUUGCCUCCGGUCUAUUAUUUGUAUUAGGUACAUUAGGAGCACUCUGCUUGGAAUAUAUCCAGUUCCAACAAAAGACCAGAUUUGUUCUGAGUUGAGUAUAAGUCAGUGCUUUGUAAAAAGCCAUUUUGCUAUAACUGUAGAGGUCGAAGAAGUCAGCAUUUUGUUUUAUAGCCGUAUCUAGCUAUAACUAACCUGGACUGUGAGUCUGUUGCAAUGGACAACUUUAUAAAUGGCUUGCUUUUAGUGAAUUGCUGACUUGGAGAUUUCGCUGCCAGAUGGCUGUUUUGCACACAAUCAACUUGACCAUGGAUAAACCUGUUUGUAUUAUUUAUUGUAUUAUUUUGACUUCUAAUGGUAUAUCAUAUUCUGCUGUGCGGACUAUACAGCAUUUUUAUCUAUCAAUGCACUUAUACAGCAUGUUUGCUAAAAUGAAAUUGCUAGAAUUUAAUGUAGGUUUUUCUUCAUGUGUUUAAAGCUAUCGAGGAAUGCAUAGAAUGACAGUUAUGUUUAAUCACAAUUACUUGACUUUCCAGAGCACUCUGCAACAUGUUUCGUGUGGAAUAACAUUUUUCCCAUGGGAGAAACAUGGUUAGUGCAUAUGUUUUAUAGUGUUUACAGAGGUGGACUAAAUAGCAAAAACCUGUAUAAAAAGGAUCUGACCUUUUCAAGUAACUAAAACACAAUUCUAAAUAUUUGGAGCUACAAAAGUUAUUAAUGUUAAGUUAUUUGCCAUUUAGCAGUAUGUCAGAUAUGAGAGAUGUCUGACAAUGCUACUAAAAAGGACACAUUUUCACCAUAAAGGAAAGUAGUUUCAGACAGAGUUAAUAGAAUUAUGGGUGGAAUUCUGUGCAAUUUUGUGGAAGUGCAACAGUCACAAAAAUGGCGAAAUAAUUUCAUAUUUCACUGUAACUCACUGUACUUUCACUGAAACAGAAUAAAUACAAUAUAUUAAAAGAGUUGGUUACCCCAGUCUGCUAAUAGACUCCCUUGUCAUACUAUAGCAUUUUGCCUCUAGAAACUAUUAUGUUUUAAUGUAUGCUCCAUAUGUUAGCUGGGUUUUUGUUUUGAAAGGCGGUCCCCCCAGAUUUUCUUUGGUUCCCACGCUGAUGCUCAUAGGAUUAUUGGUAAACAACAUGAGUUUACCUGAAUGUGGAUUAACCAAAGGUCAAGUUCUCUGAGUUUUUGCCUAUUUUUUGGAGUUCUCAUAUUGUCUGUUUUUGGUUAAUGGAUUUGCUUAGGCUCUUCUUAAGUUAAAAGGGCAGUCCAGACAUGACCACCGUGCACACUGUGCCUAUAGGGGUAUCAGCUACACCUUACUGAAGAUGCCCAAUGAAGGCAAAACGAUUGUCCAGGGUCUCUGUAUGUUUCCUGUAGAGGCAAUUUGCUGGCAUUUCAGUUCCGGACUGCCCUUAUGGAUCAGUCUGAUGUGUGUCAUGAUAUAUGUCUUUUCUGAGUCUGGUGCACACCCACUUAUCCCUAGCUUACUGGUGCCUCAGUAUGACAUCAUAUGUGACAUGGAACCCUUCCAUUGGUCUACUGUUAUAGUGUCAGUCUUUGUAACUUCAGUGAUAUGAAGUGGUCAUGGUGCCUGGAGUCUGUAUGUGCAGAUUUUUGCUUUGAAGCACUGCACCUAUGAAGUUUAACGCCUCUACUGCUGGAGGUGUAACUCCGCCUCUAGCAGCGUCAUUGGGGUGUCAGAGUUCUUGGCUGGCUGAUGUCAGUUCUGUGAAUAUUUCUACACACAGAAUUGCAAUUAUGAGUGGUUAGCUGGUGCUCCUAACCAAUGAAAAGAGACAGCCUCAGCAUCUGGCUUCUGCAGCUGAACAGAAGCUGGAUGUGCUUUAUUCGAGCAGGAAGGAUCCACACCUCCUCGUGGGGACUCUUAAAAAAAAAAGGUCAAACUGUAGAGAAAAAAAAAAAGUAACAAGGGUCUAAGGAAGGGCCGAUUGGAAGCUGUCAAAACUGCUUCACACAUGCAACACUAAUCCCAUACUGAAGACAAUAUGGCAAAAAGAGAUACCCACACUGUAUAUAGUUCUAAACGCAGAAUGUACUAAAACAAAUAACAACCUACAAAACUGUGAAUUAAAUGAGAUAGCAUAAGGUUUCCAGGUUAAAACUACGAAAAUUGUUCCUUAUAAACACCACAUACCCGGUUUACUUCAGAAAGAGGGUACUGCGCUGCCCUUCUAAGCUAGUUGUUGUUACAAUAUCUAAUGAUGACCCCUAUCCCCUAUUCUUUUUUUCUGUACCCCCAAUAUAUUGAGAAACCUAAUAAAACAUUUUAAAUGGAAAAAGGUUAAACUGUUGCAAAAUGGGGCCAGAGUACUCCUCAAAUCAUAACCACUACAGUGAAUUGUAGUGGUUAUUAUGCUUGGAGUAGCCUUUCAAACUAAGCUCACAUUGCAUUAGCAUUUUAUGUUUUUUGUUUUGUUUUUUAAAUAACUAAUGACAGAAUUUUUUUUCUUAUUUUCUUUUUGAGUCAAGCUUUUCAACAAAUGCCCACAUAGUAAUGUAGAAUAUCUAGCGUUUAAAUAUAUGACACAAUAAUAUUAUCAAUGUACAUUUUCUAAAACCAGUCUUUCGUAAACUAAAGUUAUUUUCCUUUUAUUUCCUUUUUUGUGCUUUCCAUCCAUGAUGUUUAAAGGGACAGGUAAAUAAUAUUUUCCAGAACAAUCUAUAGCUAUAUAAAUAGAAUGUAUUUGUGUGGGUUUUUUUUUUUGUAUUUUCUCAUGUACCAAUAAAUGCUGUUAGAUCAAAUAAAUUAAUUAAAAAUAUACAUAUACAGAGAUACAGUUCUUUGCAAACAUUCUGUAAUUUGUUAGCUGUGCGUCAGGACUGUAGUGUGUUUAAAAAAUAAAUAUGGAAAGAUUGGGCAUAUUGUUUAACUGGGAUCUCAUACUAUUAAAAGGAAAAUAAAGUAUAUAUGCAUAAGGCAAUGGGCCUAUAAUUUGUCAAGCAAAAUGUUCCACAGUUCUUGUGUACACAACUAAUAACAAAACUUCAAGCAUAAAACAACUGUCCUUUUCCAUCAAUAACAGAUUACGAUAACCUGCUUUUUCUGUGUUGUAGAGAUUUUGCUUUCGUAGCGAAUGACAAAGAUACCUGCAUGCUGAAGUGCCAUGUUUUUCGUUGCGAUGUCCCAGCAAAAGCUAUUGCUAGUGCUUUACAUGACAUGUGCUCCAAGGUAUGAAUAUGAUGAAUUAUUUCUUUCUCAGAUCAAUAUGACUUCUAAAUCCUGAAAUUGCUUACUCAGUUAUCGUUUUAUAUACACCAUUCAACACUCAAACCUCAUUAAAUCACUUUAUAUGAAGCUAAAGGUUUGGCAUUGUGUAGUGACUUUAUCAGGUUUUCUACAACAUCAAGGUAAUACAAAAAGUUAUAUAAAGCAAGGCAUUAGAAUUAUAAUAUUAAAUACUAGAGCACACUGGCCUGUUUUAGCUCUUACAGCAAUGCUAUUUACACACAAACACACACACACUGCACCACCUCACACACACACACUGCACCACCUCACACACACACUGCACCACAAAUACACACACACUGCACCCCCCACCGCAUAUCUUCAUUCAGUAAGGAUGGUUUUUGCUGAACCCUGGUCUUGAAAGGUUUACUACAGACUACUAGCCAAUCAGAUAAAAGCCUCUAGGCAUUGAAAUGAAUGUUAAAAACUUGCAUAUACAAGUGGACAUAUACUACAUAUAGUAUGAUGGUACAAUAUUUGAAACAAAAUAAUGGCUUGAGUUCUCAAAUUCUUCAAAUUAAAACAGUCCAGAAUAAUCUCAAAUUGAUUCCUUCGGCACGCAUCUGGACUGACAAAGUUUUGCCAUCGUUAUAUGAAAGUCUUGGCUAUAUUUCAAGUCAUACUAAUGCUUUUCUGCUUUCAGAUUAUGGCAGAAAAAGCAGUGGCCAAUAAUACCAUCACUCGAUCUGUUACCUUGGAGACAAUCUCACCAGAGGAUCUACCAAUCCAAGGUAUAGAUAGUUUAUUAACAUAAUUUCUUUAUUUAAAAUAGCUUCUCAAGCACUCCUGAUACAUACAAGAAGAAACAUCUCUAGAUGUUACAAAUAAAAAACAUGUAUUUCUAACAUUACCAUAUUCUCCUGCAUGUUUAGAUGUUGAGAUUCCCCCUGUAAGCCUGAAAUAAAGAAGUUCUUCACCUUCAAUACCAUAGACCAACUCCUCCCCUGGUUGAGAUCAUCAUUACCUCCAAUGCUUCUACAGAGAAGCAUUGGAGGUCCUAUUGUGCAUAUGCGUCAAUCACCACACUGUGCCAGUCAGCAUCUCAUCAUAGAGAUACAUUAUACCGAUGUAUAUCUAUGGAGAGCGUUCGGUGUCUUCUUGCAGACACCGAAUGUAAAUCCUGCAAUGAUUGCAUUGCCAUAAUAAGAAGGAAUAGAAUGUGACAGCUGCUAGAAGUGUCCUUAGUGAACAGCAUAGGCAAUGUCUGACUGCAUGGACAGUCUCUCUACACCAAAACCACUACAUUAAGUUGUAGUGGUUUAGGUGCUUAUGGUGUCCUUUUAAGAAUAUUGGGGAAAAAAUUCAAAACGUUUUGUACUCCUUAUAAAAAGAAACACUUAUGUAACAAUCUACAAAGUAGAUAUUUGUUUACAAUAAUCUCUAUUGCUCCAUCAAUGAUUUAUAAAGGGCAGGUUAUGGAACAACCUGAAACAUGUAUCACAACUUGCAAUUUAGCCACUAUUGGCUGCAUCUUUGAAGUAAUAUUUGCUUAAUUUGCUCACUGAUGAGCCUAAGUUUGUCAGUGAGCUUAUUAAUAAUAUGUUUACACGUUUACCAAGUUUAUUAUAUUGCUAAUUGGUAAGCUACGUUUUUCUGACCAGUAUCCAAGAGUGCAAAUGUAUAUCUUUAGUGCUCCAGUUCUCAGGGGACAUCAGUGGAAAUCACUGACAAACAAUAAAAACACAAUUCUGAUUUAUUCAGGGGGUUCCUGUGCAUGUCAGAGCUCUCUGACACAUUAUCCAGCAGAUGAACAUACUGUAUAUUAAAUUCAGGCUAAUGCAUGUCAGCACCAGUUUGUAUGCAUCACCGACCCCCAAAAAUUAAAUUAGAAGAAAAUAAAUUAUAACAAUAACAUGCAAUGCAUGAGAGAGCUGUCUUACGAAUCGAUAUUCAUGUAUUUUAACCAAUUACCAUAGUGUUAUUAGAGCUUUCUAUUAAAGUAACACUAUACAUUUUGUAUACCUAUAGAGCCCCUAUCCCUAAUCUAAUAGUUCAGUCCCUCCCAGCUUCAGUGCAAAAGGGUUAAAACCCUUUUUUCACUUACCUUUUGCUAGCUAGGUCUUCUCCUCUUGUGAUGUCACAGGGAUUGUAUGACCUAAUGUGCAUGCAUUGCACUUGACGCACAUGUUUUAAAGCUUUUCCAUAGAAAAGCAUUUAAUCAAUGCUUUUCUAUGGGAAAUUGGGAAUUUCAAACUCUAGACAUCAGAAUGAGGACGUCCAAUGUUGUUUCAUGGAGUAAAACCCUGUUAGAGAGCUAAAAGCGUCUCCAGUGGCUGUCUGGCAGACAGAGGUUUCUCCGAAACUAAAAUGUUUUAUAUUGCAGAAUUAUACAGUGCAGUGGCGCUGCACCCAGACACUUCAAUAAGAUGAAGUUGUCUGGAUGCCUAUAGUGUCUCUGUAACUUGUUAAACUUGGAAGAAUAAAUAGCAUAGUCUACACCAUCAUGAUGUAAACCUCAAAAACUUAACAGGCUCAACUUACCACUGAGUUGUUUUGUCACUAAUACUGUCUACCCACUUAAAUCUUACAGGUUUAUUCACUAACCCAAUCUGCAAAAUCAGGACAUUGUUCCCGCUAUUUAACAAUGUCUGGAUUUUGUAAUUCUGUCACUGAACGGGCUGAAUUAGGUCCAAAUUUUAGCUAACACUGCCGGAUGGCUGAAAUCCAGGUCCGGAUGCUUUAAAUCCAGGCCUGGUUUAAAAAAAAUCUGAAUUAUUUGACCACUGGCAGUUCUAUUUGACUAUGUGGGUCAUUAUUUACGUCAGUGCAGACAUAGAAUUUGUUUAUAUGUUUUUAGUCUGUCUGUGUUGAUCAUUUGAUGUUAUUUUGUCACCUAAGAACUCGUUCGUGUAUGCUUUUUUUCUAGUUGGAAUUCUUGACACUGUUCGGCAAUCCAUCCAGAAAUAUGAUAUCCUAUACCUUGGCAGCCUGCCUGUGUCAAAGCCAAUGGGUGAGUUGUAGUACUGAAUACAUACAUUUUGAUUUUUUUCUAUAAAUUCUACAGUUAGGAAGUAAUGGCUAGCAGCUAGAUGACGUAUUAAACCUAGAAAAUUCUGAACACGUAUUAAGCAUCAGAUUACUACAAUUCAAGCCCUACAUUUAUUACUACAGGUAUUUUCCAAUAUUUCCAGAAUUGUGUUACUGUUUAGCUCUUAAAAUAUAAUUUAAUAAACAAAGAAUCAUUAUCAGAUGAUAACAAUAUAAUUUAGCCCAAUUCAGCUUUCAUUAUACGGGCUAGGGGGCUGCUGUCCUCGGCAGUUUCGCAAGAACCCAACGACUAUUUCACACAUUUAACUCUCUUCUUCGCCCUACUGUUCCUCCUCCACCUACUAACUUGACUGCCUCAGACUUUGCAACUCACUUCACUGACAAGAUCUCUACAAUCAGAGAAGAGAUCUCUCAUCUUUCUUCUUCCCCUUACAAUACUUCCCCUAACUUCACUCCCUCUGCUGUUCUAUGUUCAUUCGCACCUGCUGCAUUGGAAGAGGUUUCUGCUCUGCGCCAGCCCUCCCGCCCCACCACCUGCUCCCUAAAUCCAAUUCCCUCGCAUCUCAUCCGUACUCUGUCUUCUUCUCUUUCUCCACCUCUCACUAAAAUUCUUAAUCUCUAUCUGUCCUCUGGUAUAUUUCCAUCGCCCUUCAAACAUGCAACUGUAACCCCAAUUCUAAAGAAGCCCUAUCUCGCUACUGCCUUUUGCAUCCAAGAUCCUUGAAAGAAUUGUGUAUGCAAGAUUGACAGACUUCCUCGAGUCCAACUCUCUGCUAGACCCGCUUCAGUCUGGUUUCCGCGCUAAGCACUCUGUUGAAACAGCACUGACCAAAGUAUCCAAUGAUCUACUCGCUGCAAACUCUCGUGGUCACUACUCUAUCCUAAUUCUCCUUGACCUGUCUGCGGCGUUUGACACUUUUGAUCAUCAACAGCUUCUUCUCAUCCUCCGCAAUAUCGGUCUACAAGAUAUUGCUCUCUCCUGGUGCUCCUCCUACCUCUCCCAGCGCUCUUUCAGUGUUUGUUUCUCUGGCUCUACUUCUUCUCCCCAAAUCCUCUCUGUUGGUGUCCCUCAAGGUUCAGUCCUUGGUCCCCUACUGUUCUGUAUCUAUACUGCCUCCCUUGGUAAACUCAUUAGCUCCUUUGGCUUCCAAUAUCAUUUCUAUGCAGAUGACACACAAAUCUACCUGUCCUCUCCUGAUCUCUUCCCGUCCCUCUUGACUAGUGUCCCUCUGGAUGGCUGCCCACUUCCUUAAACUAAACUUGACCAAAACUGAAAUUCUGGUCUUUCCUCCCUCAAGUGUUGUUACUCCUGUGUCUGUCUCCCUCCACGUCAACGGUGCUACCAUCAGCUCCACCACGCAGGCUCGCUGCCUAGUUGUUCUCUUUGACUCCAACCUCUCCUUCAAGCCUCAUGUUCAAUCUAUCACCAAAUCCUGUCAUUUCCAUCUCAAAAACAUUGCGCGCAUCCGCCCCUACUUAACGCCAGAUGCGACUAAGGUGUUGGUCCAUUCCACUGUCCUUUCUCGCCUUGACUGUAAUCCGCUUCUCAGUGGUCUUAGGUGCUCCCAACUUGCACCGUUACAGUCCAUAAUGAAUGCGGCAGCGAGGCUCAUCUUCCUGUCCACCGGCACCUCCCAUGCCUCACCCUUCUGUCAGUCCCUACAUUGGCUUCCUAUAAAAUAUAGAGCUCAAUUUAAAAUUCUGGUUCUUGCUUUCAAAUCUCUACAUAAUGCUGCUCCCACCUAUCUAUCCUCCCUUAUACACAAGUAUGUCCCGUCUAGGCCCUUAUGAUUUGCUAUAGACUUUCGUCUAUCUUCUGUCCGUACUCCCACCUCUGAUGCUCGCCUUCAAGAUUUCUUGAGGGCUGCACCGUUCCUGUGGAACUCGCUUCCCUCUUCCGUUAGAUGCUCACCAAGUCUCAAAAAAUCAUUUUAAAAACCCACUUCUUCAUAAAAGCUUAUCAAUUAAACUGUUAAUAGCUCCUGACUGAUUCCUCUUCUGCAACUGUCACUAGUCUAAUACUAUCCUUACCUUUUUGUGUCAUUUUACCCCACUCCCACUAGCAUGUAAGCUCAUUGAGCAGGGCCCUCAACCCCUCUGUUCCUGUGUGUCCAACUUGUCUGGUUACAACUACAUGUCUGUUCGUCCACCCAUUGUAAAGCGCUGCGGAAUUUGAUGGCGCUAUAUAAAUACCAUAAUAAUAAUAAUAAUAAUAAUAAUAAAGAUGAGCUAAAGAUCUGUGUCCAUGGUGGCUCAGACCUGUUCUCCUGCUCUGUAUCAUGUGUUUUGCCAUAACAGACAGGGAGUAUGAUGUCAUUGCCUGGUAUCAUUAGCAUUGAAUAUAAAACACACCGCAAACUGAGUAGGCAAGAAUGAUCUACAUUAACCCCUUCAUCCCUCAACCAUCUCACCAUAUAGUAUUCCUUUCUUUACUAGAUUUUGAUAAACGUAAGAGGGGAAAAAACAGUCCCUGCUUAAUUUCUGUAGAAGCCAAAAUUCAUCCAACAAACCUUGUGGUGAUCUGUUACAAACAUUAUUACAGUACUGAAAUUCCUGUCUUUGGUUUUAAACACGCCACAAACUUGUACAUGCUAUGCCCAAUAAAGCCAUAUACAGUAUAUCCUCCAUCUAGCUGGAUUAGUACAUUAACACAGUUUCCUUAUGUAUAUCCAUAUAGGUAUGGAUGUGUUGAAUGACACAAUUGAAAAUAUAACCAGGACUACACUUAGAGAACAGUGGAAACCAUCUGUCAUUGAAGUUACUGAUACUGUCCUCACUGUGCGUCUCAAAGAGGUAAAUUAUGAAAGUCAGCAUGUUAUAAUGAUCUAUUAGUGUGUCCCUUUCUUCUGACUUCAGUGAUGUCCCCGUAAUGCCUUUCAGCAAUGCACACCAUGAGAGUAAUAGGACGUAAUAGGACCCUAGGGAAAGUACAGUACACACCUUGAAGGCAGGAAACUCCUAAUCCCUUAACACCACCUAGUAGCCCCUAACAUUACAAUGGCCACCCUAAACCCUAAACACCUCAUAACCUUAAACAGCACACAGCCUCUGCUGCUGAGUUUGUAGUAGAGUGGAAUUUAUUUAAACAUUACUCCCCAUUCCUUAGGAUUAUAAUGAGAUAGGCACGAUGGGGUUAUGUAUGAAAAGUGUCUGUUCUGAAAAGUGGUCAAACAUCGAAAAAAGAAAGAGUCAUCAACGCAAUGUGCCUGCUUGUUUCCAUGGUGACCUUUCUACUUUCAGUACUCUAGAGCACUUUUCAGAGCACAACAUUUUUUAUACAUAACCCCCAUUUAAUUAUUUGCCCUUAUUCCAUAUCCCAGGAGAUGGGGGAGUAGAUGGCAAGUAUGUAUUACUCCUCACACCCCAUCAUAUCAAACUAUUAAGGGUUAGUGAGGAUACAGGCUUAGCAGGAAUCCAUGGUUAGGGUUAGCCACGUGUACAGGGUUAGGGUUAACAGAGAUUCAGGUUUAGGGUUGGCAGAAAGCCAGGGAUAGUGAGGAUACAGGCUUAGCAGGAAUCCAUGGUUAGGGUUAGCCACGUGUACAGGGUUAGGGUUAACAGAGAUUCAGGUUUAGGGUUGGCAGAAAGCCAGGGAUAGUGAGGAUACAGGCUUAGCAGGAAUCCAUGGUUAGGGUUAGCCACGUGUACAGGGUUAGGGUUAACAGAGAUUCAGGUUUAGGGUUGGCAGAAAGCCAGGGAUAGUGAGGAUAGAGGGUUAGGGUUAAUUGGAAUCCAGAGUCAGUGUUCGCAGGAGUUCAGGGUUAGUAUGGAUUUAGGUAAGUGUCAAUAGAGAUCUAGAAAUAAUAAUUUCCUUCACUGAUAACUGCAGUGAAGUAUUGAGUUUAUGGACUUUAAUGAAAGACUCCAAGCACUAUAAACAAUACAGCGCUCUGUAGUGGUCAUGGCGCCAGGAUUGCCUUGGCGCUGCUCCAGUGUAAGUAGUCUAAUAAUUUUAGAAUAGUUUGACUUCUUCCAUUUGAUCCACUAGGUGCUGUUCCCCAACUCCACUACAGCCUAAUGACAAGCAGAAGUUCUUUGUCUGAACUAAGCUACAAUAUAAAAAGAAAAUAUCCAUAAAUAAAAAAAAUACAUCAAUAUAAAAAUAAAAAAAAGUUCUCCCUCCCUCCCUCUUGUCCAUUUGAAAUGUUCUUAGGUAUGGGUCAAAGCUAAACCACAGAUUGCUGUUUUUUUAUAUUGAAUUUCAAAGCAGCUGACUAUUACAAAAAUAAAGAUCAGUGCUUCAAUAAGCGCCGGGGCCGCACGUUUAGAGGCCCAUUGGGUGGCUCAUGCUGUUAGGGCCGCCCGAUGGCAAGGAAUUUCCAGAUGAUUAUGUCAGAGCUGGGAGGAAGUGACUGCCCCAGUCACUUCCUCCCAGCAGUCACCGUGGGAGGAAGGAGAGAAGGAAGUCAGAGUGGGAACUCUGACUCCCAUUAGCUUGAGCCACUGGACCCUGUGUUAGUGUAUGUGUCUCUGUAUGUGUGUGUGUGUUUGUAUGUAUGUGUGUGUUUGUGUAUAUGUGUCUGUAUGUAUGUUUCUCUGUAUAUGUGUGUGCAUGUGUGUCUGCAUGUGUAUCUUCUUGUUUGCAUGAGUGCGGGGGAUGUAUGGGAGGGGGUAGACGUAUGGGGGUGGGGUGAGGGGUAGACAGGGGAGGGGAGGUAGACAUAUGGGGGGGCAGGGCAGUUUUCACACCAGGGCCCUGUGGUUUCUAGUUACGCCUCUGUCUGCAGCACUUCAUAUUGCAGGUUGUAGCACCAUAGAUCAGCUUUUAUAUUAAGCAACAAGUUGUAUCCCAAUGCAUAAGUGCACGGAAAAGAAUAUUAUAUGUGAAGGAGAAAGAGAAAAAAAGAGACAAUAUUCUUGUUUUAAGUACCAAAGUGGGCACAGUAUGUAUAGUUCUACUGUGUGUAUUUAAUUUAUUUACUGUAUUGGAAUGCUUGGUAUCAGUGUAUGCAUGCAGCAGUUCCAUUAACUGUGUAGGUUUUUGUCCCAUGUUUUGUAUUACUGUUGUUGCAUUUUAAAUUGUAUACCAUCAAUAUGUACAUCACUUUUUUUCUCAUCUGUCCAGGACUUUUUCACUCACCACAUGUUUUCUGUUAACAAAAAGGUUUUCUUUUGAAAAACAUUUAUUUUUGUAUCUGUAUGUUAGAAUUAUAGUUUGCUUAUGGAUUUCUUAACAUGUGAGACCUCUGGUCAAAGUUCCAGACCAGAGGUCCCUUCCACUAUGAUAAGUGACUAUUUGCUCUGUAUAUCUAUCUGUCUGAUCUUAGAUAAAGAUAAAUAAUAUAUACAGAUUGAGUCAUAGCCCGUGUAUUAACCUAUAUUAUCAUUUACUAAAGUGAGCAUUGGUAGGAAUUCAAAGUGAAUUUAAGGUCAACAUAGCUGAAGUGGAUUUAUGGUCAAAGUCUGCUUUGCUUCCAGUUUGGUUAGCUUGGUCUUGAAUUUUAAAUGUUUUAAAUUCUCAGUUUAGUGAAUAACCCUGCUAAUGUUUUAUUGUUGCAUUUGAAUAGACACUCAGAUUAAUUCAUUUUAAUAAGUAAUAUGUUUUUUGGAGGAUUGUGAAGAAAAUCUCGUCUGGCAAUGUGAGGUUCGCUUUGUGACAUUCAUUGGGAUCGGGAAAGACCCGCAUACUUUUGCCUUGAUUGUGGACGUGGGAAAACAGUGCUUUCAAUGCACGGUGUUCUGGUGUAAACCAGAUGCUGGGAAUGUCUCUGAAGCUGUCCAGGCUGCCUGUAUGGUGAGUUAAUUUUGAAACAUUAAAUUCUCUUCCCUUACCUAAUAUUGAGAAUGCAGUGAGCAUUAUGUCAUUGGCUGCGGAGGUUAAAUCAUACAUUCUCCCUCACAGCAAAGUUAUUUUCAUCAUUAUUCAUUGUCUGGCCCCUAUUUUAGUCUUGUUGGAUAUGUUUUUAUGAAGUUGUUGUUGAAAUGUACGGGAAUCCAAGAGGUCAUAUUUUGUUCAAACUGUCCCUCAUUAUGGCCUUGGUUUAAUAUUUUGGAUAAGCUUUUCAAAUGAGUUAAUGUUUUUGGAUAAAUGUUAAGAAUGAUUUCAGAUUUUGAAAAAUAUUUUAAUAUUCUUUAAAAUAGAGAUAAAUUUUUACUGAGUGUUACAAAGAUAAACCAAUUGACACAUCUUAGCAGCACAAAUUGAGAUGCUGACAUGUUCCACAAAUAUUUUAUGUGCAACAAAGUGAGGAAUGUACAGAAAUAAAAAUGAGGGAGGGGGAAACACGUUAAGCCAACAAGAAAUACAAUGUUUCUGGUAUAUCCAUCAUAUCUGAAAGGAUAAAGGCUCGGUAUAGGUGGGUACAGAAAUAAUGUACAUUAUCAUGUAAAUAUCAACAGGUAUUGACGGGAGUACACUGGUAUUGCCCUAUAAUGAGUCAAAUAUAUAGAUACAUUUUAUAUGUGAUAUGCUUUUUUAUUUUUUAAUAUUUUGAUAAUAGUUUAUGCAAAAAUAUUAAAUAAUUUGAAAAGCUUAUUCAGAAAUAUUCAAUUGACACCCACGGCGGAGAUUGAUCAGGUACACUCCUGCAUCAAAGAGCAAUUGUCAUAGAAAGAAAUAGAAUGUCUCUCAAUAUUUAGCACUUUGCGCCCAGCAUAGCCCUGUUUGCACCAUGGUCUGACAAUCUGAUGUGUGACAAUUACAACUGCCUACAGCGUUGUUCAAAUAGCAAAUAUUCAUUAAUGCUAUCAGGCUUUGUAAAAAGAUCAUAAAUGUAUUAAGCUAUGUAGAUGAAUGAAAUGCUGAAAUGUAGAGAAAGGUUGACAUUAAAACUCAAGGGUGCCUGGGCAUAGCUGAUUCAGGGUAAUGUUCCAAACCUCACAAUAUUUUAAAUGGACAAAGAGAUGCAGUUUCAUUUUAGGGGUGUAAGUGGUAUGACUAGGGGUUAUGAUGUCCCGAUGGGAACAUGAAUGAGAGUUUGUUUUUACACGAGUAUCUUUAAGUAACACUUAGAAAGUAAUUUACUGUGUGUGUGCACCCUAAUGUUGGUCUUGAUUUAUAAGCUUCCCAAAUGAUUCAGCACUGUUGGAAAAACUUCCCAAAUGAUUUAUCUACAGAAGGAGCAUCAAAAGUAUUUUCUUCUAGAUAAAUAAUGUGGAAUGUUUUUCUAACAGUAUUUAAUCAUUUGGAAAGUUUAUUAAAUCAAGGCAAUAGUGUGGUGUGCAUGUCUAUGAAGCCAAAUACCAGUUUCAAACAUUUUACUGGCACACUGUACAUCAUUGCAGUUUUUUUAAACCUGAGGUUUCAGCUUGUGGAAAUAUAAAAUUAAAUGUAACCACAGUGAAAAAAAUAACAAAAUAAAACACAUUUUAAUAAAUAUUUAUUGAAGGCAAAAAAAAUGCUAUUUUUUGAAAUAUAUUAAAUAAUGAGUGUUUGCACCAGAAUCCAGGAGAAAUGUUUUUUCAAAUCUGGCAUCUCCUCCCCAACUGCUCCAUUUUUAAGUUGAUAAUAUAUAAAUAUUUUACACUCACUACACCCUUUCAAACAAAAAAAAAUAAUACAACAUUUAAUACUGAAUACUGAACACUGAAUUGGUCAACAAUUUAUUUAUAAAACAAGGUCUAGAUAACUUGUCUCGUUCCUUAUAGGUUCAGUAUCAGAAAUGUGUGGUGGCCUCGUCCUCAAGAAUUAAACCAAAAGCAUCCCACGGGAAAUCACUCUUGAAAAUGAAGAGGACUGCUAGUGUGGACUCUCCAAUUUCCACAUUCAGCUCCAGUGGUCACAGUCUUCAGAAGAAUAUGGGAACAAGUAAAAGAAGAGGAGUAAUGGCUUUCUUUGAAUCGUUUAAACAGAAGCAUGCCAUGCACACCCCUUAAAGAGCCCUUAAAGACAGAUUUUGAAAACGGGUCCUUUUUUAGUUGACUACUAUGUUUUGUAGAUAUUUUAGUUAUGUUUUCAGUACUUUCAGGUCCAAGCCAGUUCGUUUGUUAUAUAUUUAACCAUGAGAUAAACAGAGGUUAAAACUGCUAGCUUUUCCAUGAAGCCACGAAAGGUCAAUACAGGCAUGUGCAAUAGUGGGCGAAUUGGGGGGUCUCAGUGUAUGUCUGAAGCCAAGGCAUGAGCAAUUUGGCUAAAUAUUAACAGUUUAUCAUAUUCCACAGGUUGUGUGGUUCAUUAUCCAAAGCAUUGGACUUUUUCUUGGAGAUGUAUUGAUUAGGGUGUCAGUCAUACCAAUAAAAUUGCAUGGGCCGCCUUGGAUAUUUUGCUACCAUAAUGAUUCAAUCAGAUUACUGGACAGGGCAUAGCAGUCAUAAUCCUGUACUUAUGGAAGUUUCCUGUGUGUCUACUUUCCUGUCAGACGGUCUAAGUACCACUGGAAUAGAAAUAUGGAUAAAACCCAAAUGGGGUCCUACUUCUGAGCCCUUCAGGAUUAUUCAGUAAAAUAAGGAUUGCUGGAAAUUCACAAUGACUUCAAAGUGAAAGUCAAACAAAAUUAUUUUUUCAAUUUGACAAUUUUUGAAUAUGAAGUCAGAAAAGGAGCCUUAUAAAAUGGUGCUUUAUAUCUGUUGUGCCUCUGGGUACCAGUGUACCAAGUAGGAGUCCUAACAGUGACAUGACACAUUACAUACUUUCUAAACUCAUUAUAUUUGUUGGAAGCAUGAUCCAGGGAAUUCUACCCCCCGCCUUGACCUAUGGUUAAUAUUGAUAAUGGCCAUGAAAGAUAUGGAAAUUCCUCAUCAGACAUAUUAUGGAUUUCUGAAUUUAUAUAUACAAUAUUGUGCUGUUUUGGGGUAUUCCUGUGUAAAGAGUAGGUAGAAGGUAAACUCUUGUUUCAGAUUUUAUUUAGUGAAAUAGAAGAUGCAAAAAACCCUCUGCACAUAUUUAAACUGCAGAGUCACACUGUAAAAUAUUGUUGAAUUGUACAUAUCCUAGCACCACUAGUUUCUAAGUGGAUUUGUUAUUAUUAAAGUCAAUUAUAUUGGAUCUAGCUGUGUGAUGUAUUGAUUGCAAUGAGCAAAUAAAUAUGCA
This is a messenger RNA of Pelobates cultripes (western spadefoot toad), 74246 nucleotides long. Lineage: Eukaryota; Metazoa; Chordata; Amphibia; Anura; Pelobatidae. The record is from the annotation of a GenBank genome assembly.